This is a messenger RNA of Xyrichtys novacula (pearly razorfish), 47154 nucleotides long. The record is from the annotation of a GenBank genome assembly. Lineage: Eukaryota; Metazoa; Chordata; Actinopteri; Labriformes; Labridae.
UUUCAAUUAUACCUUGAAAUCUGAAAUUUAUCGUGAACUGACUCUGCGGCCCAGAACUCAAGCUUUGCCCCUCCUCACUGGAGCGGUUAAAACGUAUCUCUCGUUUCCCCAACAUUUUCUGUAGCUCGUGAAUGCAGCAUUAGCGCUUUUCUCCCCCUGCCCUCAACGCCUCCAUUGGACCAAAGGGACCACUACUAUAAACAUACCGAGAGAGUCCCUGCGAGGAAAGAAGACCACGUCGUUGCUUUUCACGGCCAAGUUUGAGAGCCUCUUGCGUUUACUUUUUAUGUUUAUGUGUUUUUUUUAUUUCCUGCAUCAUAAACAACUUUAAAAAACCGACAAGAAACCCUGCAGCUGAGCACGAUAGGACUCCCGACUUUGAGUUCUGAAAGUUGCGCUUGUGUAUGAGCCCAGAGUCUCCCACGAUUUGGUUUUCCGAGAAAGGAACUUAAAAGUGUUGAAGAGAAGAAAAAGUGCAUGAGGAUUAUCUUUAAGCUCCAAGGUUGAACGCCGUCGAGCGAAGAGGUGCUUUUUCCAGCGGGGAGCAGACAGGCAUGUAGCGCAGGAUCGAGGGUGAGUUGUUUUGUGGAAAAGAAAAAGAAAAACUUCACCAGGGACAUUUUUCAUGUGCUUUGUAUCAUUCCCCUCACUGUCUAGACACAACUGGGACGCAAGAAAGUCUCAUCGAAGUCUCUAUGGCAGUGAUCAAAUGUAGGCCAAAUGGCUUGGCACGUAGGUGAUCCCACAAUUUUUUAUGGUAACCCCCUGUACCAGCUUCCUCCACCAGAUAAACAUACAUUGAAUGGAAAUACACUCCACAAAUCCUUAACAAAUUUAAGAAAAGUAGACUCUAGAGUGUAAUCUGUGAUUUUCAAGGAGAGCUACACAACCCUUGGAUAUUUGGAAAACCCCUAAACAAAGCAACCCCCAGCAUAAACCAGGGUCACUAAAGAAAUAUACAAGUCUACUAUUGGUUCAUGUGACCCCGUAGAGCCCCGUUUACAGUUCAUUUUAGAGAUAUUACAUGAAGUAUCCAGAGGUGACACUUUUUCACCAUAAAUAACAAGCAUUAACUUAAGCACAAUGACUGUGUUAUUUGUGGCCAUCCAGUUAAAAAGUCCUGGUGGGUGUUUUGUGAACAUGCACUUCCUUUUAAACUUGUCCAUGAUGACAUUAUCACUUUGUUGUUGAGCUGUUCUUCCACACACUCACCCUGUGUCUUACUCUGUGCAUACAUGUUUGUGUCAGGGUAUGUUAAAGAUGUGUCUGGACUCGCACCUUGGACUGCCUACAUUACUGUAAAAUAAGGGGGAGAGUUGUGUAAAGGCAAAUAUAGCAUAGUUGCAGGAGGCGUAGGCCAUACACACACACACACACACACACACACACACACACACAUCUGGCUGUCUUUAUAAGCCCAAAGGCAUGCUGUGUAAAUUAUACGGUGCCAUAGCUAGUGGCCUGGAAAUGCACAGCACUUUUAAAAACAGUAGCAGAUGAUUUAAAGGUCUUAAAUUCAGAGACAUUCAUCCUCCAUCAUCACUUCUUUAUCAGCAAAGUAAAACAUUUUUCAUACUUACAGUAUCUGAUUACUUACUGACAAAAGGUAAUGCCAUUUUUAACCUUUACAUUAUGUUUUCGGAUGAUCUAGAAUGUUAAGGAGCAAAAACAUGUCUGGUGUAAUGUACUCAUGAUACUAUUGUAAUAGAUGUUUACAGCAUAUUGUGAGCCUGCAUGUUGAAGGGAAAGUGGCUAUUGUUCGCACACCCAGCGGUCAUUUGAGUUUGAAGGCCAUUUGAGUUGCCACAUGGGACAAACACACCUGUAAUUUUGGUCAAGUGCUCACACUGUGUGAUACAGCUAAAGAGGAAGAGAAGAGAAGCUGUUGUUAUUGUUGCAGUUUAGACUUAGGACAAAGAAAUGUGCAGCAGUCCUUCAGACUCAUCCUGUGGUUAUCUUUGUUAUUUUGCAGAAAAGCAGCAGUGCAUUGCCUAAAUAAAAUGGUUCCAAACAUAUGCCAGGGCCAGUUUCUCACUGACAUUGUGAUGAUAAAACGCUUAGUGGAUUCAAUGUAAAGAAAUACUUACACCACCCUAAACCGUGUUGGUCUCCAUUUCACAUUUCAGAUUGAUGUAAGGAGAUAUUAAAACAUGACCUUGACCCUGCAUUGAAUUGCGAUUUAUUAGAUCUUUGGAGUUAUUUAUUAUUGGGAAAAAUGCCAUAAAUUUCUUGGGUCAAACUGGAUUCUGACUCAUAUGUAGUCAGCUUAUAUUAUUGACCCAACAGCUCAGCAGAUAAUGGCCCACAUAUGAGUUAAUGUAUAGUGAACAGGUGGAUAUCAGUGGGCUAACAGAUGGGGCCUUGUCUUACUUACUCUGGACUUCUUCACACAUUAAUGAGGAAAAUGUCACAACUCUGAACAUCAUUGAACAUUUGUUUGUUAUGGUUUAAGCUGCUUUGUAGUGAUCAGCAUCUCCUUUCAGAUGUACUCACCAACUCUCAAGACCAUAGUAUUGAUCAAUUAAGUUGUUAUACAAGUGAGAAGACCACAUAUAAUACCUUUGUGGUUCAUUUUGGGCUAAACUUAGUAUAAUGGCCAAAAGUCCACAUAGACAAGGUGGGCUUUCAUUUUAGCUCAAAAUAUUUCAGUUAUCUCUUGCCUGGUUGUUAACAGGUGUAAUUAAACCUUUGAAAAGUAGGAUUAGUCUCUACAAUCCGGGUUUAGCCAGGCUCAACACUACCAGCAUCUUCAACGUGAGGACUCCAACGUUAUCUGUAUAAAUGAAUCAUAAUAAGGAUUUUGAGUAUUUGUCAGACCAGAAAAAGAAUCUUGAACAUUGCACCUCUGGUAUUUGGAUUAGUAAUGUGAUUUCAGUUUUUCAGAAAUACCGUUUCAAACAAAUCCGGAGAUUCAGAGGAAUUGAGAAAUCCUUCAACACUGAUAUCCUUUACUGUUAUCUUGCUAGUUUGAGUGGCUAGAACGCUGAACUAUUCAGGGUUUAGGUGUGCAUUGAUUUAAGGUAUUUAUAAAAAGUGAUGCUUAUUGAUCAAAAAUGUAGCUUGCAGGGUUUCCGUGUGUGCCCGUGAGGAGUAAGUUGUGCGGGUGUGAGAGUAUAUUCAGGCCAACAGAGAUGCCUCUGAGUUGUGUAAGUGUUGUGCUCUGGCAGUCGUCAGACAACAACAGAGCUGAAUGAGCGUGCCGUGACCUGCCCAACUCUCCCACACUCUACCUCAAGCUCCUUCCAGGUGUGAAAGGUGAGCUGUCAAUCACCGCUCGCUCCACCCCCACUGUUACAGUUCAGGCUCCUCAUUUUUGGAAACGUGACUUUUUACAGAUGUUUUUCUCCUAAUAGAGCCUUUAGCCGGGAAAUUUUCCAUUUGAUCUUAUGUUUUAAAUGUGUGCAUUUUCUUCUUCUUGCACAUUGUAUGUGUGCGUUGGAUUGAGAUGAAUGAAGGCAGUAGCAAACCCCAAGUGUUGCUGUUUUCAUGAGCCUGUAAACUCUUCUUAGCUGCCUGUGCCUGUGGGUUCAGCUGUGAGAAAACACUCAGUGGCUUUUUGGUGAUUGAGCAUGUGUGUUUGAGUGUGAUGUGGUUCCCAGGACGAGGAGGAGAAGGAGGAGAGGGUGGGGGUCACGGAAAAUGUGAACAGCACUGUGGUUUGGCUGGAAAAGACGUGGUGGCCGACAAUUGAUGGUGCCGUGUUUUUGUUUGUUGAUGUGAAGAGAGAGCCGCCGUUAUCAGCCUCACUGUCCAUGUUUACUCGCCCCUUCCCUCCAUCAUCCCUUUCAGCCUCAGCCACCUCUCCCCUCCCUCUCCUCCUCCUGACCAACUGUACCAACAUGAUAAGAGCCUGAGAACCAGCUGGGUCACAUCUCUUCCCCACUUAUCUUAUUUUCUCAGUCAGGUGCUGGGAAUCACGGACACACACUCACCAAUGUACUGUGCUGUUCCUCAUAAACGCUCAGUAAACUCUCCCGGCCGCUGUGGCAUCAAUCCCCUGAUUUCUCAACAGUAAGGUACAUUUUUGUCCUUUGAUGCAACACUAGAGCAUAUAUUUCAACUGGCUGAAAGUGUGCUAUGGUACUCUGGGACUGGAAAUUCAAUCACUGUUUUGACCUGAAUAUGAGAUGUGUAUUUUUGAAUCUCAAAAAGUAUAAAUGUCUCAAUUAGAUUGUCAUAGAUCUGUGCACAACACUGGACAGAGCCACUUAUCUCCAAAGUGCAACUCCUAUGACUGAGGCUAGCUCUCACUCACAACCACAACACUAGUGGGAUAAUAAAUGGGGAGACACAGUGAUGGAAAAAAAAAAAAGACUCAAAAGUCGGCCAAGUUAUUUGAGAACUGAGGCAGAGUCAUGAUGCUGAUUUUGAGCUUAAGGUUAUUAGUGUAACAAAAAAAUCAACUGCUGUCAUCUCACUGAAAUAUGUUGUCAUAGAGGUUAAUGACCCAAGAUGGCAAGCUCAUAAGGACCGCCUGAAAUGUGCUAAAAAGCAGAAAACAUCUUACUGUGGUUCUCAAAGCAGACAUAUUUUAGAGGUGUGAGUGUGUGAGAAUGUAACUGAGACACAAAACAAAGAUUUACUCAUUACCAGACCUGUCAUCAAACUAACAGCCUUUAAGAUCACCAUAGAGGCUUUACAUGGUUGUUUUUUAACUGAGGUGGAUGGUCUGAUAACCAAUCUACUACAGGUAAUUCAAAGUUUUAUGCUAUUAAUUGUUUAACAAGAACUUUAUUAACAUGUUUCCAUUUAAAUGUAUUUUGAAUGUAAAACUUUGCGUGUGUUAAACACAUUUGUUUUGUUUGUUAUGUAUUUUAAUUCCCUCUUAUUCUGUAUUUCUGGAUGCAUACUCACCCUGUUAGGAAUAUGCCAUUUACUAAGCUGCUAAACGUGAUGUUGUGUGACAGCUAAGCAUUUGUACGUUUCGUAGAGUAUGUGUAACACUAACCAUACGUUAUUGUUGGUUAAAGGUGACUGUGGCCUAUACUGAUCAGACUUCUCAUGUUGAAGGUCAUACUGUAUGUCUUUGGCAGUCUGUGCUGAACUGAUCAAUGUAAGACUGGUAAUCUCUGUGGGGCUCAGCUUCAUUGGAGAUCUGUCAGCUUCGCAAUUUUCUUCUGAAUAGCCCACCCAUAAUAACCUUCAAGGGGUUGUUGUUGUUGUUGUUGUUUUUGAAGUGAGGUUGUAUAACAUAUUUGCCAACAAAAUAUAUGUCAGCCCUGCGAUGAACUGGCGACUUGUCCAGGGUGUCCCUGCCUUCCCCCGAAGAUGCUGGGAUAGGCUCCAGCCCCCCCGUGACCCCGGGAACGGGAAUAAGCGGUAGAAAAUGGAUGGAUGGAAGUGUAAAAGCAACAGUGGAUACUGCCUUGCUUGGCCCCUUUGUUAAGAAAUCGGCUAGGGAACCAUUAAAGAAGCAUGGCUGUCUUCCCUUUCAGUCACAGUUACAUCUACCAUGUAAUUUAACCUUAACUUCCAAUCUCUGCUGUCAGUGUAUGAGUCUGUUUACCAUUUACAGUUAAGUUUAUUGUCGUAUCAAUAUCAAACAACUGUGUGGUGCUAGCUAACAGUGUUAGCACUCUGUAUUUUCAUGAAAUACAGUGCCUAAAAAUCUCCAACAACGUGCCAAAACUCUCUUUUCCAAAGACAACAUCCUUUGUGGACCUUAUUUGUUGUUGAGUCUUCAUGUACAUUAUCGUAUCUACAGUUAUAACUCAGCAGCUACAAAGCAGCUGAUGUUGAAAAAUAGUUGCUGCUACAAAAUAUCUCUAAGCACAAAGAACAGACCCGGAGGGUUAUUUGCAGAUGUUGACAGAUUGCUGUUGUUGCACAGGAUAGUACAAGGAGUUUGUGAAGGAGCUCCGCACGCUCAAAGAGUUGCAUCCAGAUUUCAGGAUUCAUGUAUGUCUGCAAGAGUAUGGUAUGCAGUGGAACUUUUCUUCUUUAUGUGUGCAAGUCUCAAAAGGAACUGUUGUAGAAAAUGUUCUGUCAAAUGGAGCUUAUUUAUUCCCGAGCAACUAAAACAAUGAAUGUCAGCUUAAUUUUAAAUUAGAAGAAUGCUGAAUAUUGUGUGUGUGUAUGUGCGUGCAAGUAUGUGUACGUGUAUGUCAUCGAGAGGGAUAGACAGGGAAUGUGCUACAGGUCAGACUCCCUUGCUGUCUGGAUGUCACCUCGGUGUGAACACAGCUCUAUGUGUUUGUCACCAGUGCUGCACUUGUGUGUAGUAGAGAAAAUGCUUUUGUGUGCAUUUGUGUGUGUGUGUGUGUGUGUGUGUGUGUAAAGUUUGUUUGUGUGUGUCUUUGUCUCAGAAAAGGAGGGGGGUGGAGCUGGAAAGUGAAGAAGCAGAUGCGCUUGUUAGAAACGCACACUGUCUGGACGCCUGGCUCCACCAUCUGUUUGCAGCUGCUGGUGUUUGUGCGAGUGGCUGACUGUAUGUGUGUGUGUGUGUGAGUGGAUGCAUGUGUGGGUAUGAACAUAGUACAUACUGUUUAUUUUGGGAUGUACUGCAAAGUUCAUGCCUUCAAGGUAUAAAAGAGAACACAGGGAAAAAGUUUAACAUGCACAAUGCAUUCACAAUACUCUUAAUUAGACAGAAACAUAUGACCAGCGUGUCAGAAAACAAAGAGUCUUGUUGUUUGUGUCUUGCUGGGAGUCAAUUACUAUUUAGAAUCCAUGAAUGUCCCUCCACUGUAUGUGAUUUUUUCAUGCAAUACUGAAUGCUCAGUCAGUGUACUGGGUGGCAAAGUUUGGUGUGUCUUUGUGCAGCUGUAGGAUAAAUCUGUCAGGGUCAGCUCCCAGCAGCUGCUGCUCCUCAGACUCUUGCUCCUUGUGUCUGGGAAUAUGUGCAGACUUCAGAGCCAUGUUUCCUAAAAACAUCUCACAACAGAGCCUGUCUCAGCUCCAUGGUAAGCCAGUGGGGUAAAAGAGGAUCAAAGUCCUAAGAAGAUUUUGGAAAUAUGAGCUAAAUCUGUGUGUUUUGUAACAGAUGCUUUUGUACUUUUCAUGUUUAACUCUGCUUUGAAUCACAUACUUCAUGGUUUCAUCAUUGAAGAACAGAGCGGGCAAGUUCUCAGAGGCAUAGAGGAGAAAAAAAGAGAGUACUGUUGAUGUUGAAUCUCUUUUGAGACUUGAAACCCUCUGAUGUAACACUCGUGAGAAAUUAAUGACCCAGAAUGAGUUUUGAUUGACUUAACUUCAGUUAAAAAAAAUUGAGUUAGAUCUAAUUUCGACAAUUCCUGUCUAUUAAAACAGAUUUCCACUAUUUUUGUGAUCAUUAAUCUACAAACAUCUGCUGUUUUGAUUAGGGAAUUUUUUAGUAAAAUACCCAAAAUACUUUCAUUCUCUCUAAUGCCACUUUUUAUCACACUAUUAUAGACCAAUAACCAGUGAGAAAGUAAAUUAUCUGACAUGAGCUUUUGGCAGCAGUAAAUCAAUCGAUAAAUCAUAAUUAUAAUGCCACAUAAAACAAAAGCAAGAGCAGCUGUUGCAAAUAUUAGACAGAAGAAUAACACUGAGCACAAAUGUCAAAAAAAAAAAAACUACUUUUUUUCUGAGCUCCCACUGUGUGAUCCUGGCCUGGUUUUGUCUUGUAGAAUUGGGUGUAAAAAGAGUACACUGGAGGAAGAGCAGUUACGAGCUGUGAAGCACUUAACCCGUUUGUUUUGCUACAGCGCUCAUGUGUAACAGGAGGGGAGGAGGAGGAGGUGGUGGUGGUAUUUCAGACAGAGACGAGCAACAGAGAUCAGAUUGAUUGAGUUACACACGCUACAUUUGCGUCCUCAGUUCUUGCUUGCCUGCGUCUAAUGGUCUUAGCAGUGGGCGACAAAGUGCUGUUUUGUUCCCACUAUUGUGUGGAUGUGAAUGGAGCAAAGUGAUGGACGUGCUUCCCCUGAGAGAGGCAGAGCACAGCAGCAGCAGAGCCCAGGACAGCAAAUCCUAUGAAGAUGCUAUGAAGGAAGUUUCUUUCUUAUUGUGAAAUGAUUUAAUAAAAGUAAAAUGAUCAAGUUUAGAUGUGCUUUGUGUUUUUUGUGGUUUUGAUGUGCAACACUGCCAGGCUGUCUGUGGCGUUUGUCACAGCUUUGUUUUGGUUUGGUUUCAAUUUUCACAUGGCCUUUGCAAGCUGAAUCUACACCUGAGUGGGUGGAGGGAAAACAUCACCUACUGUGGGGGAAAACCUGUGUCAACAUUUUGUUUUAACAGAUUUGAUAUCCGUCUUUUGUCAGCUGUUGACACAUGGCACAGACUAGCUGUUAGCUAAACCCUACCCCCCUUAAUGCUGUUGCUACACCUGUCAAACUCUUCACACCUGCAUGGCUCAUUAUGCAUUUUACUACGACUACUACAACAACAGUGGGUCAGCAGUUUCAGCUAUAAACAGACUCUGGAGUAGCUGUGAUUGUGUUGCCAUCUGUAAUACACUCCAUUAACUACAUCUGGCUGACUAAUGAAGUUUUGUGCAACAUGCAGUUUUUUUAAAGGGAUUUAAACUUUUUUAAAGUCAUUUUCUCUAAAGAAGUAAGUCUUGUGUCCAAGUGAUUUCCUCACAACUUUAUUCUUAAGAGAAAAUGACUUUGAAAACGUUGUGGAUCUUCAAAAAAAGUUCUGCAUGUUAAAGUAAUGUUUUUCUUAAAUGUUGCCCGAGCACUUCAUCCUAAGAAUGGGGACCAUAGACUGUAUAUAGAAUGGACGCCGUCCGCCUCCUCGCUGGGUGAAGCCAUCUCGAGAACAGCGCCCUUUGGUAAAGCUUAUCGAGCUGUAGACAAACUUUAGAAAUUUAUUACACAGGAUAUAAAUUUUUCUCGUCCCUGCGUGCGGUGUUGAAAUGUAGUUAUUGUAAGACUGGUUUGUGCUCAAGUCCUCUUUUUCUGUCCAGCUCUAUUUUUAAAAGUUUUUAUGGGGGUUACUGUUUUCUUUGAUUGACACCUGAUACAGCCUAUGGGUGUACUAAGGUUGUGUAGCUCACCCAGGAGAUAUGCUGUUUGAGCCGAGCAUCAUCACAUCGACUCUCGUCGACUCGCCCUAACUUAAAACUGUACCUUUGAUAUGGAGCCCCUGAGCUGACAUUUGAGAAAAAAUAUUAGAGCAACAACAUGGUUGUAAUAUGUGGCCGAGACAUGAUUAUUAUUGAUUAUUUCAAUGCAGAGACUAAGGUGUAGACUACCUCUAUUUAUGGGCUACAUGACAGUUUUUGUCCAUUUACUACAAAAUUUUGUUAGUUGCAGCAUGCACCCUGCUGUGAUACAACUCUGACUUCCUCUGCUAUUGUGCACGCACUCAUAAAAACACAAGCACUCACUCCCACACUCUUACUCAGUGCAAAUUGUAGCAGUUUAUAUUAGCUGGUACUUAGCUGUACUUAAACUGUGUUACAUUUGGACAGAUGUUCAAAGAGAGUUCUCUCUUGCUCUUUCGUCUGAGCUGUCUAACCCUCUCACUUGCUCUUUGUUCCAGAGGUUAUUUUGAAAUGAUCAAGGAAUCAUUGUAAACCAUACACAGGAUCUGCUGUGAUGAAGCAUUGGUGUUUUACACCUAUGUAUUUCAUAAAUAAUAACUGUUGUCUGUCAUCUCAGCAGGAUCCAUGUCUCAGACUAACCACAGCACUGGGCUUUUUUUUGGUGGUUUGAUAAGAACAAUGACUGAUACGAUAUUUUAUAUUUUAAAUUUACUCAAUUAUUAAUCUUGACCGGCUGUUGUAGUUGCUAAGAUGUAACUGGGGAAGCUAAGUGGGCGCUAUGAAGAAGUUAUGUGAUAGGGGCAUGCUGAAGAUUAGCCUUCAUCUCAGAUAAGUAAUUUGUCUUUAUAGAAAGUAAUGCAGUUCUCUUAACUCACUACACAUGCUGCACCACCCUGGCUGGCCUCAGUCGUCUACAGUGUCAAGUUAUCAGUUUGUGAUACAAAAGCACAAGGAGCUUGAAAAUGAUUCAUUGAGGCCAGUAAAUGUCAGCUGGAGAAGACAUAUCUUGUAUAGAUAAAGAGUUCAGUUAAAGGUUUAGCCAUUUUUUUGACUUGUUUUUUGUGCAUCUACAAAGUUGCUUUCUUAAAUUUCUGAAUCACUUUGAUGAGGUAAAUGCAUUUGGAAACCAUACUAUUAAUAGUUGCAUCACACAGAGAAAAAAUAUCCACCUCUUUUUUUGCUCUUCGCCACACUUAUCCAAGGGUAUAAAGAGAAAACACAACAAAAGAUGGCAAUGAUUUCAUUUAUAUUUAGCCCAUGCUUGCUUCCCUGAAAAGGAAAAACAACCUCUUCCCUCAGUUUUCCCUCUCUUUUUCUUCCAGCCACAAAAUUACAAUGUGCAAAUUCAUAAACCUAUACGCUGUUUUUGCACGCUGGAAAUAAACAUGACGGUCAGGGGAGAGCUUAAGCGGUGUUGAAGCAGCGUUUUUUAUUUAUUUGUGUCCAGGGGUUGGGUUCAGUCCCAAGCUAUUGUCUGUCUGUGUGUUGGGCUUUACUAAACCACACACUCCCAGCCAUGCCGCACUGAUUGCUAGUUUAGAGUUGCUCUAACUGCUGUCUGGUCCUUUGGCUAACCUCUGAGGAACCUGGUGGGCGUGUUUGUGAUUCUGUGUGUUUGUGGUGUGCUCUGUUCAUGCAUGUCUAUGUUUGUACACUACACAGUGAAAGUAUGUAGUUUGUCUUUGUGUGCUUAUCUGUGUAUGUGUUGACAGUGAUCUUUCAGGAGGCCUGUGUGGGAAAUUUUCUUGAGGUUUUAUUUUUUUUUUGUGCUUUUACUGUCAACUUGUGAUAUCACUUCCCCUAAGUCCAGACCAGAGGUGGGGGUGGUCAGAGAGGGAGCUGUGGCUUAGGUUUAUGGAUAGGGUCACAAUGGCCACAUCCCUCUUUACUUAAUCAUUGACCGCAUUCAUAAGGCGGCUAAUCAGCAACUGAAAAUACACAGUUAGGUGAAAAGCUGGAAUUACAAUUAACAGUCAAUAUUUCUUUAGUUUAAUUGUCUAUGCCCUACAUAUAAACGACUGUGUUAAACAAAUCCACCAUAAAAAAAAGGAAAAAACUAUAAAGUGAAAAGCUGAAGAAUAAGAGCACAGACAAAAAAAGCCAAAAGUGCACACACAGAAAAAAUAAAAUAAAAUUAAAGCAUUCAUGCUAGCUGAGAAGUGGUAACUUGUGAACAUUUAUCAAAGUCUGAAAAUAAAUCGGAAAGUGACAUUGUAUACAGAUUACAGAAGUAAGGCCACAACAGAUUUGGUUUCUUGUCAGCUACCAUCAGAGAACAUCUAAUGCUAGCAGUAGACCACUUCGCCUUUGUUGGCACUGAGUCAGUAAAAGCUCAAUACUAUUGUUAUGUUUUGAUAAUUUUACACCAAAGAAGAAGAAAAGGGUUGAUCAUCUACCAGAAAAAAGUGAAAAUCUGUCAUAUUUCAGGUUAUGACAGGACUCAUCAGUCAGGCACUUGCUAGCUUACAAUGACAUUAGGAAGUGGCUGAAAUACAACUAGAAAACAGAAAGAAAGACUGAUCAGCAACUUAAGUUUGAAAAGUGAGGUGACAUAAGACCCUAUUAUAGGGCGACCAAAAAGAGGACACGACUACACAGAAUGGAGUCACACAUAGUUAAUUUUGAGAGUUUUUUGGGUCAGGUCGCGUUGAGUGUUUUUUACGCACUUCUAACUCAGUCAGUUCAUGCGACACAAACUCAAAACUUCCAUACAAAACCCCAGACAUUUGAAGGAAUUUAUUGACUAUCUCGGACAAGGCCGGACAGGCUGGACAGCCCCCCAAAAAAGAGGAUAUAUUAGGGUAAAGGAAGACGUAUGGUCACCCUACCCUAUUAAGGAUACGAUCACUGACCUGUUAUCUACAGUCAGUUGUGCUAGCAGUAGUAAUAAUAAGCUACAGACUGGCUGAAUACUAACUCAAUAAUCAAUAGCUUUAUUGAUUUUCCCUGAAACUUUAGCAAAAAUAAACUGCAGUGAUGUUAGCUGACCAGUGGUGGAAUGCCAACAUGUUUUUAAUGCUAACAUUAGCUUGUUUAUGCUAGCUUAUUGAGUAAAAAUGUGUUGUUUUGUUUGUAACAUGGCUCAUAUCGAUUUAUUUAUUGUUUUCAUUUUAGGGUAGAUGAGCAGUCAAGAAUUGGGGGCACAAUAUAGGUUAUUUUGUUUUCAGGAUCACAUCACAUUGUAACAGGAUUCAGGCUUUUCAUCCUGAGUUAGGAAUCAAAGGGGGAAGCGCUAACAUAAAUGUGGUGAAUUGCAGCACUGUCGUUUUCUUAGUGUAGCUUUCUGGUUUGGCGUGUGUGCUGGCAUGAACACCCUUACGAAACAAAUCUCACAAAUACAGUGAUGCCACAUUUAAGUGAGCCGUCUCUGAUGGAUUCAGGACUUAAGAAUGUGUCCUGGCUCUUAAAGGGGGCAGGACUGGUAAGAAAAACAAGUGCAAAGCAAGUGUGAUUCAACCUGUGGCAAACAACACGGCUGCACUGGAGUCAGCAGUUUGUCCCCCCCCCAGCUCACUUACACACACACACACACACACACACACACACACACACACACACACACACACACACACACACACUUUCCUUCCUUGUGAAGCAUACUUGUGUCAGGUGUGCUCUGUUUUUCCAGUCAGGGUAGAGAGGAAUCUGGGAUAGGGUCCAACAGCACAUUGCCCAGAGCUCAGGACAAGACGCAACACAUCCACUCCAUCUUCUCUCCUCCUCCUUCUCCCUCUCUACUCCUCCCACUGUUCCUCCUCUCCUGAUCACUGGGGCUGUGUUGUGCUGUACUUCGGUCCUUGCCUUUAUUUUACCCGCAAGUUUUUCUUUUGGUCCGGUUGCCAGUUUUUGUGACUUCCAUUAGUGUUUUGGUGUGGAGGAGGAGAGUGAGUUGCCUCUGGGCUAGAGAGGUGUUCCUUUUUUUGGUUUUGUGGUUCAGUUCCUUUGUAACAAGGCCAGAUUGAAGCCACCACCCUUGAGAUGACAACACCUUUAGAUAUUCAGAUGAAUUAAGGCUAAGGUAUUGCAAAUCUGUAAAAGUCCUCAACUGUAACCUGCGUUUUAACCUGGAUGACAAAUGUUGCAUAAGCCUAGCCCUAUAUUACAGGUAUAUGUGCAUUUAAUGAACUUAAAGUUGUGUUUGUGAUCCUCUAUCAAAGCUCUUUACUCAUCAUAAACUUGCAAGAACUGAUAAGUUACUCAGAGAAAUGUUCAAAGUGCUCCCUGAACACCCGUCUUAAACUGUAAUAUGAGUGGGUGUGCUUCCUUAUAACCCCCAUUUUUGCUCAUUAACAGAUUUACAAGUUUCUUAACUUGUAGCUCACCAACAAACAUGUCCUUGUGAGCAUAUGUGCCACCACCACAUGUCUGUGAUCUUACACACUUACACCAUACAGUAUAAUGUCUGGAACUGUGUUGCUGCCAGGCAGAGAAAGGGGGGAGAAGGGGGGAUAAAAAGGAAAGGAAAGGCCUCCCACACAGGCAGAUAUGAGACUUAGAAGCUCCAUUAGCUCCUCAAAGCCAGCUGCCGGGUUCAGAUGGAUGUCUGCGCACAAACUGUUUGAUGUCCAUUCAUCCGUGGUCUCACAUCUCUGCCUCUGUCUCCUGGCUCUGCCUGACAGUGGGCCUCAUGGAGCUGUAGGGAGCACAGCUGCCAUGACUGUAGGUUAAAACGGUCUGCUACUGUGUGAUUCCUGCCUCUGCUAACAUCACAGCACCAUCACUGCUGCUGCCUCUCGCACUGCUGGUGAUUUUGCGAGCCUUGACUGUUUUUUUUGCAUCUGUAUAGGAGGUGGAGAGAAGGGAGGGUCUGAUUAGAAGAAACUCUACUGAUAAGAGCAAACAUGUAGUUUUGAUUUCAGUCCUGUCAGCCAAAAUUGAAAAGAAAAGUUUGUGUUGGUGUCUAAUUUGUCUUCUUAUUUCAUUUCCUUCUGCAGCACCCAUUCUUCUUCCCUCUCCUCCUCAUCCUCCUCCACCUCUUCUCCGGACAUCUUUGGGAAUGGGCCAGCGCCUUGCCUGGGUGCAUCUUUCCACCCGGUGGUGUGGCCGGCGUCGUGCGAGAGUGAGGAGGGCAGCGGCCAGGUCAUAGAGCCCGCCCACUCCCCUUUCUCGCCGCUUGCUUGGACUUUGACCUCCGCCCCUUUGACUCUGCCGCGACCUCCAGACAGACAUGCCCUUCCGGUUGAAGCUGCGGCGCACACGGCGCUAUAAUGUCCUCAGCAAGAACUAUUUUGUGACACGGAUUCGCCUGCUUGACAGCAAUGUGAUUGAAUGCACUUUGUCGGUGGAGAGCACGGGACAGGAAUGUCUGGAGGCGGUGGCACAAAGGCUGGAGCUACGAGAGGUGAGGACAAAUCUUUUGUCUCUUCAUCUGUUGGAUUUACUUAAUUCUCAAAGUUUUUUUUUUUUGUCAGAUUUAUUGAGUGCUUCUGAAUUUUUCUAUAUCAGCUCUGAUAUCAGAAUAUAAAGGGGUGCCAAAGAACUGCCAACUCAGCAACUGCAUCAGUAAGAGUUAAAAGAAAAAGAAAUAAACUUAAUUUUUAAAUUUUCAGAUUUGAGGGUAUUGUAAUGAUCUUAUAUAUUUUAUAAUAAUGUGUCAAGUUUUAAAUAAUUUCAGCCUCAUUGUAAAAAAAAUGAUUAGGUUAGGAUGGUAAAAAUCACUGCAUUUGUAAAUUUGUCUUAACCAAUUUAAUGCUAUUAGAGUCAAAUUGCUGUCAGCAGGUUUUUUGCACUUUUUAUAUUUUUAUUAAAUAAAGGUAAAGUAAAAACAAUAAAAAUAUAGAGUGCAGAACAAGGUCCAAGCUCAGUUUACUUGAUAAGUCUGUAAAAACAUCUUUUCAUUUACCACUGGAAAUAGAGAUGUGCUCAUUAUUUCUUUUAAUCAAUCUUUUACUGUAAUCUUUUAAAACCAGAAACAAACAGGUAAAAUCGUAAAUUUGACAUUUCUGCGAAUGCUGUGCCAGAUUAUGUGUGUGUCUGUGAGUGUGUUUGCUGUGUUAAUAGCCACGCGUCUUACCCCACACCCCGUGUGUCGGCCUGCCCUCUGCUGUCUCUCUCCUGUGGGGUCCUUGUUCGUCUCUAACGAAGCGUGGCUACCUCUGUCCAUUUUUCUCAGCCGAAGAAAGAGAUACAGCUCAUCCCCUUCUCGUACUCCACCCCUCCUUCUUCUCUUCAUGCUCUCUCUCACUCUCUGCCUGUCUGUGUCGUUACUUUUAUUCCUCUUUGUCUACAAUUGCACCUGGACUUGUUUAAGAGUGCAAGAUGGGUUUUUAUUGUUUGUGCAGUCAUGUUGUGUGUGACCUUGACGGCAGGUUUAAUUCACUCACCAGACAAAGUAUGUGUCUGUUUAGUUGAAAACUGAUUUGAGUUUGAUGGAUACGACCGGGCUGACAAAGUAAGAGGCGGGGGUGCACUUGAGCGUCCUCACACAGUGUUGUGGUAUUUGCCAGGUGUCAGUGAUGUUAUAAAUAAGGUGUCGUGACGCCUCCGCUUCAGCCGCUGUCUGCUUUCCUCAUACAUGCACACAUAUGAGGACUGUGUGUGUUAAUGUGUGUUUCCACCUGAAUUUUGUUUUCAUUGCUCAACCUGAGGCCCUAACAUGUGCAUUUUGCAUGAUUUGUGUGUGUAUGUGUGUGUGUGUGUGUGUGUGUGUACGGCUAAGUGUAUGCCUGUAAGCGCAGCUACAGCUUCCAUCUUUAUGACUUCCUCUACAGUAGAGUCAAAGACGUGGGAUGAAACAGGUGUGCUCACAUCUUUUGUGUUACGAUUCGCAUACACGCGUGAACACACAUGAAAUAAAACAUCAUGUGUUGUGUGUACAGAGUUUUGAGGUAAACCUUCAUUAGUAUAGGGACUUAUAUUGUACUUACAAUGUUUGACAAACUGUAGAUUUUCAUUCUGUUGACAAGAUAGAUAGAUAUAGAUAGAUAGAUAUACUUUAUUGAUCCCAAACUGGGAAAUUCUCUAAAAGUCAAUUCUCCAAAAGUCAUUUUGUGAGUACUGCAGCCAACAAAACAUUGAAUCAUACUUAAAUGUUUCACUAAUGAGUAGGGAUGGGAUAUAUGGGCUAAAAGAUUUAUCACAAUAAGAUCUGCCAUUCUGGCAAUAACGAUAAAAGUCCCUAUAAAAAUAUUAUAAUUCCAAUCUAUCUAACAAAUGGAGGAUUUUUCUGACGAUAUGUCGUGAACGAUAAUUUAUCGCCUAUCCCUACUAAUGAGAACUGCCUUUCCCAAAUUGCACCUUUGCUCAUCAGUGACAGAUUUUAUAUACUAAAAUGAUAGUGAGUAUGAUUUUAAUGCAUCAAAGUGACAAAAUUAGCUUGACAAAAAGCAGUAUAACUUUUUAAAAUAGCUAGAAUUGCAUGACUUUUUAAGUUCUGAUCAGAUCCCCGAAAUUUUCCCAAUAAGACAACAUGAGGCUUUCUCCUUUACGUUUGCUUUCUUGAUAUACCUCUCAAUCUUUUAUUUAGAAGAAUAAUGAAUUUGAGAACCUCUCCUGACACUAUCCCUCCAUUGUUGUAAGUUUCUCACAUUUCUAAAAUGAAUGAAGUAAUGAAAUUUCUUUUAUCUGCUUUCUUGUUUUGAUGAACUUGUUUCUUUAUUGUUGUUGGUGCAACUAGAGAGAAAUACAUUCAAUCUGCCAAGCUGUGACAUAGUACGCCCAUAAAGUUGCUGUAUAAAAAGACUAGUGUAGAACUAAAUGUAGUAGCUUGGCCCAAUGGAUUAGCCAAUUGUUGGCUGAUAGGCUUUUUAAGUCAAUGUUAAUAUCAGUAAAGGAUGCAUCUGUAAAAAAGGCUAACUUUUAAGGGAGCUUGUUGACCAGAACAUUGGUUGAUUUUAUCUCUUGUCUCGUGUUUUUGUUGAUCAUUGAGUUUAUUUGUGUCAGUCAUCUGUAGACAGAAAAACCAACAGCAGACGUAGUUUCAUUUAGUUCACAGAGAUCGGAUCAUUGCCUGUUUCUUCUUGGAAUAUGUUGGAUAUGGUAGAACAUUUAAGCCGAUGAAGUCAUUCUGCUGACAUUGAAGAUUUGAGCAGAUUUGAGCAGAAAUAUGUGCUUGUCAUAAUUCUGCUGGAUCUUAUCUCCUUUCUGCUCAACUAAACUCUCCCCAUUCUAUCCCUCUGGUAGUUUCCCAUUGCUUUCUCCUCAUCAUCCUUCUUCAAGCUUGCACAACUUAAUUUUUAUUUGCUUCUUCCUAAACCUCCCCAACUUUUUUCUGUCUAUAACUUCUGUACCUGUCUCUCACUCUCUGUGCAUCUCUGUCUUGUUUUCAGACCCAUUACUUUGGGCUGUGGUUCCAAGGAAAGACUCAGACCCCGGCCCAGCGCUGGGUGGAGCUGGAGAAGCCCCUCAAGAAGCAGCUGGACAAGUUUGGCAAUGAACCACUGCUCUUCUUUGGAGUCAUGUUCUACGUGCCCAGUGUUUCUCGGCUGGAGCAAGAAGCCACCAGGUAAGUACAUCACCUGAAGCCUUCUCUCUUCCCUCAUAUGUUUAUACACCUAAAAUGCAUCAGGUUUUUCACUUUACACUCAGUUACAAAAGCCACAAUGGUUUUACUUCUUCACUCAUCUGUAUUUCCUUUAGUUCACACUAAAAUAUCUCUUAGUAAAGCUGCUGUGAGUGAGAAGAGCAAGUUAAUUGAGAAUUGGUUGUUUUAAAAACUGGAAUGAAAACACCUGCAAAUGUUGCUCUCAGUUCCAGUUGUGUGUCCCAGCUGGAAAAAGAUUGAGAAGAAAUCAAUCAAAAUAACUCUUAGGUGUCCACAGUGUUGAAAACUUUGCAGCUCACUUCAUAAAAUACAAUCCAGUGUCGUCUGCGUACUAUCUAGACAAGAAAAACAAAGGGGGGAAACCAUUUAAAAAUUGCAUAAUAAUUGCAUAUGUAAACAGUAGAAUUAUACUUAUUUAAACAGAGAAGGCUUUGGUGAUAGAGUCGUACUAAUACUGUUUAAGGACAGAAGUGUAGUAGCUUUAUUCACACAUGCCAAAACGUGUUGAAAUUUUCAGGGUGGGCUGUGUGAAUGCAAACAGUUUCGUAUUCAUCACCCUAACCCAGAUUUUUCCUGCCAGCUCCCUGGCAAAAUUUCUGCAAGGUCAGGUGAACUCGUGUGAACACAGAAAAUUUACCACCUCACCUCUGAUUUGUUGGUCAGGUCUGUCAUCUCACUACUCUACGAACUUGCUACAUCCUUUAGAAAUACAGACAGAAGACUGAUGGCUAAGAAUUACGUUUUCUUUUCUGCCUCAUGAUGUUGAUCGAGUUGAGGUGUUUUCUUCCUCCUCCUCAAACCAGCCUGUGUCUGAAUGUGAGAGAGUGUGAUUGAGCACUUUAGCGAGCUGUGAAGAGGGCAUCCAGGGGUCAGUGUGUAUUGGACAGUCUACUGCUUCAGAUUCCUCCACUCACACGUACACACACAGACACUGCAGGUUUGCCUCGCACUGAGCCGCUGAAUCUGCGGCUUCUGCCCAGCUGGAUGUGGGAAAGGUCGACUGCAGGUCACAGCCUGAUGUUUCCAUGGUAGAGUUAGUUCAGAGGUGUGUGUGUGUGUGUGUGUGUGUGUGGAUUAGGGCUGUCACAAUAUCAGACUUUGACCUCAUGAUUAUUGUGGCCAAACAAAUUUAAAAUAGUACUGUACCUCACUGUCACCUGCCCAUGUCUGAGGACACAAUUUUCCUUGCAGUAGUAAGGACACACAUCUGUGAAAUCAGAUGUAAAGUGUCGUUAUUUCAUUAAGGUCCCACUCUGAUUGAUUUUUUUUUCUACUUAAAGUAUUAUCAGUGGUCUUUAAAUUGUGAUUAUGAAGUUUUUAGCAAAAAUCACGUUACCUGAGUCAUUUUCAAGGACUUUUCUUCUGCAGAGCUCCAGUAGAUCAUUAGCAAUUAACCUGUAAGUCGUGGGCGGAGACAGCGCUACUCUGCACACUCCUCUUUACGUUAACUUGCAGCCUAACAUUGCCGGUGUAGUAGAAGUGGCAGGUAACAUAGGAACUAUUCAGCUCUCUAAAACUAAUAACUUUUGGGGACAUGAUGAAAGUUAAUAUCAUAAUUAGCUUUCUUACGAGCAUUCCAAUCCGCUAACACAGACGCUUGAUCGUCCUCUCUUCUUCUUAGAGUCUGGCCUGCAGAGCGGGGCUCCAGGGGCGGAGCUUGGAGUUGUGAUGUAGGAAAUCUCACUGUUUCUAAACCUUCUGUUUGGUCUGUGAGAGAUUCACAGUGAUAUUAAUGAAGAAAUACUCAGAAUGCAAUUUCACAAUCACAUGCCAUUUGAACCUGUAGACAACUAGAAAAGCAUGAUUUUGAUCAGAGUGGGUCUUUAACCAAUGCCUGCAGAUGCAUUUGCAUUGAGACUACUUUAAUAGAAUCCCAUCAGUCAUUUUUACUCUGCCCCCCAUCAGUCUCCUCCCUCUUAGUUUUACAUGGUGGCUUCAGAAUUUCAUGAUGAAUUUAUUCUUUAAAUCCAGGCAGAUCACAAGUAAAUAAAAGAAGAGAGUUCACAGUAAAAGGAUGAUGAAGGCAAUGCAUUUGAGGAGUAUGUUAGAUCGAGUUUGUAAGCUUGAUCCAUCAUCUUCACUUCUUAGUAAAUCAGUUUGACUGGGAGACUGAUGCCGAUGGCUUCCCAUUAUACUCAAGAACACUUACAUGUCUCGAUGAAUGUCUUCUCCUCGGCCCACACUGAGCCUGAAGCAGAAAUUCAGAGUUAUCAGGGGAAGUUCAUGACCACCUUUGUGGUGCCUGAUAUCUCUUCCUGGAGUUUUUAGUUUUAGACUCAGUUGAGGCAGCUUUCUUAAAGACAGCCUGGGUAUGUUGAGCUUGUUUCGUGGUAUACCCCCUUUUGUGAGUGUGUGUGUGUGUGUGUGUGUCCAUGUGUUUGUGUGUGUGUGUCAGGGUUAUGGGGUUGAAGGGGUUAUGAUGGGGCCUUAGGGGCAAUUUAGAGAACAAUAGUCGCCUCUUUUUCUCAAACCCCUUCUCUUUUUUUAACACUCCCCUGUACAUAGUGCCACCCCGACUCUUUUUUAUCAAGUGCAGAUCUCCACAUCAAUACGGUCCCACAUUUUUAAUCUCCCUCUCUUGGUCCCUCUGCCCUCCUUUUUUCUCCCUCUUUCUCCUUCUCUUUUAGUCAGGAAUGUUGGCACAGCCGUCCAGCGUAGGAGGCGGACCACACAUUCCUCCAAGCAGAAGUGCUGGGGGUAAAGGGGAGGCUGGGGGUUGGGAGGGAGGGAUGUCUGGUUUACAAAACAGGCACACACUCUCACCUCACACACCUCUCACACUCCCCCCAGGAAUCCUCUCAGAAGCCAGCUGCAGCCCUGUCAGAGGAGUUAGUCACAAUACAGCACAUUGUAAGAACGUACACGCGCCCUCAGGCGAGCUGUUCUCAAAGCCCCGUCCCCUUUUUUUUUUUUCUACAGAUCAAGUUGAAAACAAUCCUCUCUACUUUUAUGAUAAAGCCCUAAACGCCUUUUUUUCUGAAUCAGCCUAUCAAAGGAAAAAAAACACCUUAAAAGCAUAUUUUGUUCUUUACCUCUGAGAACCCCAUCAAUCAGCCCUCUUUUGAACCUAUAGAUGAAUUAUUGACUCGGGGUUGUUUGGGGUCAUUUUUAGUGAGGCAGAUCUCGUCUUUCUCCACACCUGGCCUCAAGAAGUGUAUAGAAACACAAAGAAGGAAUGAUAAAGAAGCAAGGAAGAGCUGUAAAAUGUUUCUAAAGACAGAGAACGCUUUAGGCUUUGGAUUUAUCAAAUCUGUGGUUUAAGCUCACUGUCUGCUCAUGUUUUUGGUAGAAAGUGUAACAAGUCUUAAAGAGUAGGAGUAAGUUUACAUGUCAAGUCACUUUAUGUAAAUGAGUUAGUGCAUCCUACUUUAUGACUUGCUUUGAAGUGUAUGCCUGUGUAGUCAAACUUGUCAUCAAACUAGGAUGUAAAAAUGAUUAAAUGUACCAUUAAGAAUAGCUGAUAACUUAAUGUAAAGAAGAUCAAAUUAAAAGUUCAUAAUAACUCGUCUCCAAAAACCGUAAAUACUUGAUCUCCCCCGAGUCAGAGCCAUGUGAUGUCUUUGAAGUUCUCACUGAUGAGUAACCUGAUACUCGAUCUCCCACUCUUCCUGUCCGUCCAUUCAUCUGUUUUCUCCUUUGCUCCUUUCAUGCAGCUGUGAAAAUCAUCCAGAGCGGGGGGCCUUCACUGUGUGUAUAAGUGUGUAAGAGUGUGUGCAUACAGGCUACAUACUUUCAUCAAUAAUCCAAUUAUAAAGCAAUUAAAGCAGUAAUGCAGGAGAGUCAGAGCCUGUGUAAAAGCUGAAGUUCUCCUUUUGUGCUCAGUCACAGUUUCUGACAGCGUUAGUCAAAGAUAUCUACGCCCUGAGGUUUUUUUUUGUCUUCUCAGCACAUUUUUUCUGACUAUGAAUUUUUACGCAACAGUUUCGAGGCAUUAAGACAUAUAUCCUGUGGAUGAUUGUGAUGUAAAUAGCAACACAUCAUCCUCAGGGGUGGGAGAAAAAAUCAGUACUGCAUAGUAUGGCGAUAUUUUGUUUGGUGAUAUAUCGUAUCAUCUUAUUUACCAAGUAUUGAUUUUUCAAAUUAAUUGUUAAUAUGAAGUCAAAUCGAUGAUAAUGGAAAAAUAAAAUCAACUGUUUGUCCAGUGAAGUUGGCAGAGGUGACAUCAUAGAGCAGGAGAAAGUUAGUACAACAAAUAUAUGUAAGGUUUGCAAGAUGUGCUACAUGAAAAUAAAAUACAGCAUUAAUAAGACAAACAUAAAGGACAUACAAAUGCUUAGUUUGAGUAACAGUUGAAAAAAUUGUAUAAAACGCAAUAUAUUGUACCACCAUACUCGCUGUAUUGCAGAAUGUUAAAAACUGCAAUAAUAUCGUAUCGUGGCUCAAGUAUCGUGAUAAUUGUGAUACCUGUGCUACUGUUUACUUUUGCUGCUGUUUUACACCUACAGUAUUGAAACAGUUAAGAAAUGACCCACUUCUUUCUUUGUCUUAAUUUUGUGUGUUGAACUUUGAGCUUCUUAUUCAUACACGGGUUUCAGUCAGUAGAGCGUAGUCUCAUUUUUUAAAAAUACUCUUGGAACGAUUACACUUUCAGAUUAAAGAAAGCAGACAAGGUGAGAUGCUUUGCUCAUCUGAUGUAUCUUCCAAUGUGGAGAGAGUAGUCAGCCAGACUAACCUCAAGAGCAUGCUGGCUUCCAAAAUACCAUGUGACAUUCCUGCUCUUUAUGCAUCCUGUGAUUGAAUGGGGAUGUUUUUUUUUUCUUUUUCUGGCAAGCAAAAUAUUUCUUGAGGAUUGGUAUUACAAUGGAUCUCGGGUGUAAAGUUCAAGGAUGAGCUGUGAUUGUGGCAGAACCUGAACUGUGCAUUGUUUAGCCAGAAUAGUGAAUGUAAACAUAAAUCAGAGUUAUGCCCUGCUUACAUUUGUAAGAAAUGUUUUUUUACAUGUGUGGAGACAGAUUGUCUGCGAUUUGUGUGCACACAUGAAGGUUUAUCAUUUCAAGUCAUCUGUCAUCAUCUACUAGUACCAUACUACUCGUUUUACAACUCAGUAUUUCAGUGAUUGAAUUUCCUGAAGUACAUUCCUCUGUCUAAAAUUGACAGCUUUGUGUGGAUGACAUCACCUCACUCAUAUCCCUACACUAGCCUCCUGUUAAACCUGAUUGUAAGAUUUAAUUUAUUUCUUUAAAGGCGAUUACCGAGUGCAGCGGAGUUUCGCAGCUCAAGGAAGAACAUUUAUGAUUAUUACUUCAUGGAAACUCACUCAGAGUUCUUGUAUAUCUUUUAUGUGCACUGCAGAUGCAGUAGUUCUUCUGCCUUAGCAUCUCAGUCUGAUUGCAUUUCCAUGAAGGAAUAAUCAUACAAUUUUUUGCUGCACUCUGUGAUCGACUCGUCAGGGCUCCCCCCACAAACAAGCAGCUGCUGGAGGAGAGUUGGUGAGUUUUGUUUGGUCUCUUUGCUAAAGAAAUUGGGCAAAGCUAAAAAGUUUUUUGAUGGCAAGUACUAUGGCUGGGACCCCAUAUGUACUGUUGAUGAAGUUAGGUGCUGUUCUGAGCAUUAUUUGUGGCUAUAGAGUGGCUUUUUGGUUGAGGUUUGCACACGGAGACGUAGACUGCUGUGUAUUGCUAAUGUGCGGUCGAUACUGAAGUUGGUAUAACUAGAGAUGCAAGCAGUCAGCAAUAUUCAACUCUUGAGGGGGUGUCUAACUCGGUGUUACGGUGAGUUUGACCCUAACUUAACUUUACGCCAGAAUAUUCCUUUAAGCUCAUCUGGGACUUGUUCUGAGUUUCAAGAAGUUAAAAUUUUUAGACUGUGUGAGCCAUCAUAUAACCAUCAGUCCUCUAAUGGGGCCCUUCUGGUCAUUUCAAAGUCAAGGUUCAGACCUACAGAUGAUUUUAUUGUCUCUUAACUCUUAGGUCCUUUUCUUAUCUCUUUGCGAUGACGUUCAGAAAAAUGUAUAGGUCUACUGCCACUUAAGAUCCAUUUAUUUCAUAAUUUUUAUUCAGUUUAUUUGCACAUAUUCCUAUUGACCUCUUUUUGUUCAAUCAUUGUUGAACUUUUUGACUUCUUCCUGUCGACUGUCAAAAGUUUACUCAGUCAGACUCCUGAGUUCCUGCUUUGCUUGGUCUGUUAAAGUACUUGUAAAUAUUUGGUGAUGAAGUUAUACAAAUGAAGUUAUCUUAUCAUUGUUGCAGGUAUUGUCGUUAUUAUAUCCAUUUGUUAUGAUACGUCCUGCAGAGGAUUUGUGUGGUCUGGUCCUCUGCCUCCCGCCCCUCCCCUGAUAUAAAUGAGGGGACAAAGUGGCCCAGAGAGAGCGAGUGAAAAACCUAAACAGAGAGCUGUUGACCGGAGUGAGAGCAGCUGGCCUCUGUCACCCCCAAAGGCCAACAACACCAGCAGCCUUGAAAUCCUAGCUUUGUUCGGCUGGUUAUCCCUAACACACACAUGCACACACAUACACACACACUUAUACUGGUUUGUACCAGUAUACCAAUAUGGCUGAUUCGACACAUUUCAAAGUGAAAUCCUUGGCCUCCCACACAAGCUGUCUGGACCCAUCCAGGGUUGCAGGGGCCGAUCAGGGUCAUACCACUGCAGAGGUGGAGGGGCUGAAGCAUAUGUAAGCACAUGCAUGCGCACACAGGCGCACACUGUCAUGCAUGCAUGCUAUACAUAUGCUUGCAGACUGGCUGUCCUGGCCACUUGGACAUCUGGCAGCACGUCUCAAGCGGGGUUUGAACAUGCGUGGGCAUAUAAAAGGCCUCUUUGUGUCUGUGUGGCUGCCUGGAGUGCCAGCAGAGCUCUCACCCCGUCAUGCUGGAAGUCACAAGUCACUCUGUGAAGAAACCUCUACCUCAUGUCUGUGUCUGUAUGUUCACCUGUUACUAAAGCAUGGUGAUGCCAUGUUAACAUACAUGCCAGGUGGGUGAAACCACAACGACUUCUUUGUGGACAUGUUUAUAAAAGUCUACAUUAGAUAUCCUUUGUGGUCGGUUGUUUACUUAUGUAUGUAGAUGUCUUUCAACAAGAACAGUAUAAAUUCUUGUUAGACAUAAACUUUCAAUAAGUUUUAUUCCUCUUAAGAAAUAAUCAAGGAAUAUCCAAUGUAGACUUCAUAUGGAGCUGGGACAUCUUCCAACAGUUUUCAGGAAACUUGGUUGUUUUUGGCCUCAUGAAUUACUGAAGGCUUCUUUUGCUUACAUUAGCUAACACUGAUGAAUGGACUUGUAUACUUCAUUCAUCAUUUUUGUAGCAACUUGUUGAAUCCUUCAACAGUGCUACUUGGAAUGUAGUUAGAUAUCUAUCAGCUGAUUGUGGCAGCCAGUGGAAAGUGGAGAGGCUUCAUCUUCCAGUUUUUAUUUGAGAGAGAGAGAGAGUGAGAUUGAUGAGACAGAUAUGAAUGAAACAGACUUUACUUCUUUUCACUUGUUCGGAGUUAUUUCUAUAGUUAACCACCUCUCCUUCACUGGCCUCAUAUAUCUACAAACAUCAUCAUGUAGUUACUAUUGAACCUCAGAAAGAGCACCAACCACCGUCAACCUCAACAUUUCUCCAGACCCCGUACAGAGAGUGCUGGGAAAACACGGAGAGGUUGUAAAAACAAAGUCCACAAUCAUUUGAAGGGUUUUGUGUGUCCCACGAAACUCCUCCCAUCCAGACCGCAUCUAGCUCCUCCCCCUCACUGCAGCCCUGGCGGUUGGGGUUGGCUAAUUAGAGGGUUGCCACGGGAACGGAAUGGCAGCUUAGCCAACGGGUGUAAUGAUAGGGUGAGGGAGGAGGGCGGGGUCAGAUUAUAGGCCCUUGAGUGUGCAGAGUGGAGCUCAAAAAAGAGAAGAAGAAGAAGUGAGGGGAGAGUUUGAGGAAGGGUAUGAGCAUGAAAUAUGUGAGGAGAUAAAGAAAGGCUGCUUUUAGGGCAGAGAAGAAAAAUAGGAGACAAUUGAGGAACCGUAGCAACAUUUUUGUGGUGAGUGUGAGAAAAAACUGAGUGACUAAGCAUGUAUAGCUCAGUGGUUUCCCAUAGACCUUUGUGCCCUUUGGCAUCCUCUCUGAGCUCUCUCUGACUGUGUGUUAGUGUAUGUGCAAGUCAGAAAAGGUGUCUCACAAACCCCACAUUGGAAAGACUCAGUCUGCAGUCACCAUGGCAACAAACAGGAAACGGUGUGUGAGGUUUUGUGCAGCUGAGCCCGGUCACCCUGACAGUUCCUCUCUUUCCUCCUGUGUGGCCACUCAAAGACAAACAUCCAGUUGGACCACAGCUAAAAGUGGACAAAAGUAGCCUGAAAACGCUAAAGAGCUCAGUGUAUUUCAGCCUCUUCGUUAGGGGACUUUUACCACAUUUUGUGAAAGCUACAAGCGGGCUAAACAAUCUCAACUGUGUCAUCAUAUCAACUUACAUUUGGCAAAACCAGCACAGCCCAAAGCCACAGUGUGCUGAGUUUGCCUCACAUUCACACAGUGGUUACAAAGCUCUGCUUUUACCUAACUUAUGGUGGGUGUACCAAACACGAAACAGCAUUAGCUCUUUUAGCGUUAGCUCCAUGUUAGCUGAACUAUCAGAAAUAAUAAACCGUGGUCAGUGCUGGUUAGGGAUUCCUCUUAAUGAGUCAGUGGUAUUCCAGAUAGAGGUGACUCACUCAUUCCUCACUGGGAUGCUGCGACAGACCUCUCUAGUAUGUUUUAACCAGCUAAUGCUGUUCUGACGCAUACUUUCUGUUGCACAAACCAGAAAGCAACAGUACAGUACGUUUGUGAUCUUUCUGUUGCUAAUGUGCAAUACCAUGAGCUCAGCUCUUCUCGGGCUACCCCUCUUUGAAUAAACGUGUCAAACUGGAACUUGUGUUUUCCGACUUGCUUUCAUGUAAUUGGUAUUCAGAGACAGUGUGGCUAGCCAGAAAAUACUUUGGCAGGUUUUAGGGAAUCCAGCUAAAGCAAGGGUACAAGCCUACAUGAGCUGUACUCUGUAAGUUUGAAGAGGUGAACUGACAGUAGCACGUUUUAAGCUAGCUGCAGAUGUGGCUAUACAAGUAUACACACACAUACAUUUUUUAAAUGUAAAAGUAAAUCAGUUCUAAAGCUCAAAAGUUUUCCAUAUUUUUUAUAAUUGUUAGAGUAAUCUCCUUCCUUUUCUUUCCCUUCAUUUUCUCAGGUAUCAGUAUUACCUGCAGGUAAAGAAGGAGGUGUUGGAUGGACGUCUCCACUGUACAGUCGAGCAGGGGAUCAGACUAGCUGGCCUAGCAGUACAAGGUAAGACAAGCUCACCCACACACACACACACAUGCACGUGCAUGAACAAACAUCUCAUGUGAAUAAUCUACCAAAGGAAGACAGGCAGCACAAGAGAGAAAGGGUGAGCACAAACUCACACUUUCUAGGGUCAUCUUGACUUCACUACCUAAUAUGGCUGCAUACCACUGGCAGAGCCCAGUCCACUUGAGUUCCUAUGGUAUCAGUAUUUAUCCACACACACACACACACACACACACACACACACACACACACACACACACACACACACACACACACACACACACACACACACACCCUGACUCCAUCUCCUCGGUCUUGUUCCUGGUUGCUGUCUGUGUCUCAGGGGGAAUGUAAACAGACAGUUAGCUUAUCGGUGGUUCCAAGGUUAGACUCAGGAAAACCCUUAUCUUUUGGGAGACGAGGAUCCUUUUCUAACUUCCUUUUUGUCAAACACACUCAAGAAUAUUUCUUAGAUGGGAAGUAACUGAUAAAGUGUUAACAUUUAGUAUUUUCACCUCUGAAUUAAGUUAUUUGCUCAGUUUCUUGCUACAAGGAGGAAGAUUCAAGGUGACGUACAUGGAGUAACUCAAAGUUAGUUUAAGCUCCUCGUGUACAGAGGCUGUAGUCAUAUGGUAAUUUUAUGCCAAUUUGUUAAGUUAUUCGUGGAGAAAGCUGAAUUUUUGAUAUUUACACGUAAGUGAAACAAACGCAAAAACUUCAAACAAUUACAUUUACAUCUGUAUCUGUUUAUUUGGAAACUAGAUGUGUUACUGUCUUUUUAACAUAAUAGCUUAACUUUUAACAUUUUCUAAUGAAUUAUGUAGAACAAAUGUUCCAGAUAAAGGACAAGAAAAUAAAUGUUUAUCUGGGAUCGUUAUCUGUAGCUGUAGAAUUGAGUGUUAAAACACUCAAAACACUGAAAACUUCAAAAAUGUUAGAAAUGCGAUGUAAAUGUGUAAUAUUGGUACAAAUCAAUGUGGGCUUACGUCAUUUUAAACCCCCCAAAUGAUAUAUAUAUUUUUUUAUUUUCUAUACAGCUGACUUUGGAGACUUCACUCAGUUCAUGUCUCAGGACUUCCUCAGGGAGUACGUGCUCUUCCCAGUGGUGAGUACUCAAACUUUCACCGUUUGAGUGAAUGUUUCUCUGUUUCUUUGUGCGCCUCAGGCCACACAUUCUUGUGUCACCUCUGGUACCGCCCCAUACAUACCUGAUUGACAUGCUCAAAAGACGGCAUGGUGAGCAGGAGUCAACACUAGCGGUGAUAAGAUCUGUUAGAUACCAGAUGUUUUAGGCAAACAAAUCACUCUUUCACUUUAUGAUUUUAACCUUCAUACUGUUUGUGGGUAAACCUGAGCCAAGAAUGAAGCUACAAACAUUUGAUGAAAGAGAUAUUUUGAUUUGCUCAUAUCAUCACCCACUUAGUCUUUACAAUUCACUUUUUCUUUUUGUUAUCAUCUUGAUUGGUAAGUUUGUGUUUUCUUCUUUUUCAUUAGAACUGGCCAAAUGGGGAUGAAGUGCUCGAAGAGUGGACUCAGAAAGUUGCUGAAGAGCACAAAAGUCACUGGUACAGAUGGAUUUACUUUUAUACUGACUGUUGAUGCAUGAACAUAAGAAAGGCAGAAAGAAAGAAUGAAAGAAAGAAAGAAUGAAAAGAAAGAAAGAAAAAAGAAAGAAAGAUAGGAAGAAAGAGGAAGAGAGAAAGACAGGAAGAAAGAAAGAAAAAAGAAAGACAAGAAGGAAGGAAGGAAGAAAAGACAGGAAGGAAGAAUGAAAGAAAGAAAAAAAGACAGGGAGAAAGGAGGAAGAAAGACAAGAUGAAUGAAAGACAGGAAGAAAAGAAAGAAAGAUUAGAAGGAAGGAAGGAAGGAAGGAAGGAAGGAAGGAAAGAAGAAAAAGACAGAAAGAAAGGAAAGAAAGGAAGGAAGAAAGACAGGAAGAAGGGAAGGAAGGAAGAAUGAAAGAAAGACAGGAAGGAAGGAAGAAGGGAGGGAAGAAUGUAAGGAAGGAAGGAAGGAAGGAAGAAAAAAGAGAAAGAAAGAAGGAAAGAGAAAGAAAGAAAGAAAGAUAGGAAGAAAGAGGAAGGGAGAAAGACAGGAAGAAAGAAAGAAAAAAGAAAGAUAAGAAGGAAGGAAGGGAGGAAGGAAGGAAAGAAGAAAAAGACAGAAAGAAAGGAAAGAAAGUAAGAAAGAAAAAAGGAAGGAAGGAAGAAAGAAAGAAAGAAAGACAGGAAGAAGGGAAGGAAGAAUGAAAGAAAGACAGGAAGGAAGGAAGAAGGGAGGGAAGAAUGUAAGGAAGGAAGGAAGAAAAAAGAGAAAGAAAGAAAGAAAGAAAGAAACACAGGAAGGAAGGAUGAAAAGACAGAAAGAGAGUAAGAAAGAAAAAAGAAAGAAAGAAUGACAUGGAGGAAGGAAGCAGGGAAGAAAGAAAGAGAAAGACAGAAAUAAAGAGGGAGAGAAAAGGAGAUUCUUUUUACCUGGAACUGUUUGUGUGUGUUCUCUUCAGUCGAAUGCAGGCUGCUGAAGCAGAGCUGCUGUACAUCAAGGAGGUGGAGAAACUGGACGGAUUUGGCCAGGAGAGUUUUCCUGCAAAGGUAGUGGAGCCUCCCACACAAGCACAUUCAGCCUCUAACAAGAAGCAUAUUUUUUGUUUGAUUGUCAUGACUUCUCUCAUGAAAUCCAUAUUUCUGCUGCAGGACAACUACACCAACGAUAUUUUCAUCGGUGUCUCAUUCAUUGGGGUAUUUGUCAAACACAGAAACGGCAGAUCCAUCAUGCUCCACAAGUGAGUCCCAAACCUGCUUGUCUGUUUUUGUUGUGUAAACCCAUAUGUUCAGUAGAUGUCAUACAAAUAUAGAAAAAAUCUGUUAUUAUUAUUACAAAAAAUUAGACGUGGGGAAAAUGUUUAUCUUUGCAUUUUUCUGCUUUUCCAUGUUUAUGAAAGGUGGAAGGACAUUGGCACCAUAGCGCACAACAAAUCAGCCAUCACAGUGGAGAUAACAAGCCGAGACGACACCAUCAUUUUUCACACAGUGAGUGUUGUGUCUCCUGGUGCAAGCACAUACAGUUACACACACACACACACACUCACGCUUGUUACAAGGUUUUCUUGUGGGAAGUUUCCAAAAAAAAACAAAACAAAACAAGAAUAGCAGAAUGUUCCUCUGCAAAGAGACAAAUGCAGGUGCAAAACUGGUCUUGAUUUUCAGUUAAUACAGCAGCUGUGUGUUUAAAAAUGUUUAAUGUUGUAUCCCUGUUUUUUUGUUUUGGUAGGAGGAUAUGGAAAUGGCCAAGUACAUCUCUCGGCUUUUCACGGCCAGGCACAAGUUCUAUAAACAGAACAAAAUCUGUGCAGAGUGAGUAUGAAGGCCAGCUGAAUGAAGGUUCUGCUAUCUUUCAUUUAAUCUUCAAAAUCGAGUGUAACAACCUUUUGACCUUUUGAAGGUUGUGUAAAAAAAAACAAAACGACAGCAUGUGAAACUUUUCAACAUAAAUCUUUUAGUUUUGGUACACAGCUGAUGUUUACUCUUCUGGUUUCUUUAGACCCACUCAUUCACCUGCACCAAUCAGGAGGAGACCCACCUGGACACACCGCCUCUCUCUGGUACUGAAGCCUUUCCUUGCUUUGAUGUCGUUCAGUGAGACUGUUUAUCACUCCGUGGUUUCACACUGUCCUGUUUAUUACUGCCUCUGGUCUGUAUAAAUGAAGCCAGAACACAGAUGGAGAAUAUGUGAGUGAAGGCAGAAACGCUCGUGGUUAGAGAUGUGACCUUGCUCUCCCACACAGGCCAGCUUUUAAUUGUGCCAUGGAGCCUUUGGUUUUAAUGGUGGUGCAGUGGGUGUUGUUGGAAAGUUUGCAGGGGUGUUGCUUGGAACUGAUUUCCGGUGCGACAAUGAAGGCAGUGAUUUGUGCGUCUGCCUCCCUGCUGGCCAGACAAUGGCGAGGCUAAAUGUGGCACAAUAGCUGUACAGUCGCUCCUCCAGAAUGCUCGAAAUUCACUCAGAUGUCAGUGUGGAGAACCACAGGAAUCGACAGUUGACAACUGAGUGGAUGUGGAGUCGAUCUUUGUAGGUCAGAGUCACUCGUUGUGUCAAACAGAAAGAGAAAGGUCUUGUUGUGAAAAUUAAAGUGUGAAAAACGUGAAGAAGUGGCAUAAAAGUGACAAUAUGGUUUGAUUAAUAGAAGAAAGACACUUUAAUGCGUCCGCUUAACUGUGUUGUUCUACUUGUGUUACAGCCACGGCCACAGUCCUGUAACUUCCAGUCAAUGCAUUCCCAGUAUGGAGAGCAUUACCAGGACACACAAAGCUCUCAAGGUAUGUGUUGAAAAGCAAAACACACACUUUUACACACACAUUUAAAGUGAGUUUCAACUGCCAGCUCACCGCAUUGACUGCAGCGUGACAGAAGAUUUCAGCCUUCCUGAUAAACACUGAAGCACUUGAAUAGAGCUAAUUGUGUCUUUCCCAUCAGCCGUGUGACUCACAACCAUUUGUGUUUUAACGAUCACUCUGCCAAUUAGAGCUCAGCAUUUGGGGUGCAGAGCGGUGACCUCAUUUGUGCUCCACUCUUUCAUUGACUCGUUCACACACUCGGUCUGCCUUAAAACCCAAAAGCUUCACUCACAGUAAAACAGAGUGAGUGGAAAAAUAUUCAGGGUGUGCUGCCUUGCGUGGGUGUGAGAUCAUUCUGUCGUGUGACCUCAGGCUUCACACUCCGAUUGUGUGGAUGGAGAUUAUGAGCGUUUGCUGCUUGUGAGCUUGAGAUAGUUUCACACGAGAGAAUCCUCUGUUUGCUGAACAGAACAGAAAUGUAUUCAUACUGCUGUUUCUUUUAUUAAGGUGGGAAGAAAAUAUCCAGAGGCUGUGCUGCUUUAAGAUGUUGUUGGCGGUAGGGAAGGGUGAUAAAUUAUCAUUCACGAUAUAAUGUCGGAAAAAUCCUCCAUGAUAAAUAUUUGCCAUCUCACGAUAAAUACAAUAAGUGCAAGUUGAUGACGGACUCGCAGCCAUAGCCCACACAGAGCAGAAUAACAAACAAACAUGGCCGAAGGUGAUGAAGAAGACGUUUCUGAGCUAGAGAUGCACCGAUCAAUUUUUUCCAAUCCAAUCUGAUACCCAUACUUGGGCUGAGCAUAUCGGAUGAUAUCUGAUACCAAUCCAAUACUACUGUUGAAUGAAUUAACUGUUUAGCUUGACCUGUGAGUGAAGGCAUCAGGCUUGACAUUAGCCUUGUUAAAAAAAAGGUAACAAAUAAACGCAGAUGUAAAUUUACUUAAUAUUUUUUAACAAACAACAAAUUCCACAUUAGCACACAGCAAAAAGAAGUAAGACUUCCAUGUAAACAUUUAGUGCAAAAGGAUAGACAGACAUAGAAUAUAGAGGGAACAGAAUUGCUGUGUUGCUGUGUAUGAUAUUAAUUAAAAGAAAAAAAGACUGGACUGGAACGCUGCAUCAGCGUCAUUCAUCAAAUAUCCGAUCCGGUUAAUUUUUCAAUAUCGGAGCCAAUAUCCGAUCUAAAUAUUGGAUCGGUGCAUCCCUAUUCGGAGCAGCUCAUUACUGAAUUACGGCUUUCCUUCAAGAUUGGGGUUUAGAGGAGCGCAAUCAGGUAUGCCUGACAUCCGACAGUAGAUCUGCUGCUGUUCACUCUGUGCAGUAAGAGUUUUCAACACAUGUUGAAAAUGUUUUCACAUUUGAGACUUGUUUGAUGUUAUUAGUUUUCUCUGUAACCUACCACUUAAACUUGUGGUUAAGUAUCUUAUUUGACUAUGCCGAGUUAACGACAUAGAAGUUGGCAGGUAAUUGUCAGAUUUCUUUCCCCUAGUGGACGGUAGUGCAGUAGAACCACACUUAAAAUCUAGUCAGUCUUUGCUGCUUUUCCAUAGAGUCUAUGUCAUUACCUGAAUUAACUCAAUACAUUUCUUCAUCAUCGUUUUUUCUCUGUUUUUCCAGCUUCAGAACAUUCAUUAUGCUUACUGUUCUUAUGGGAACAUCAUCAUAAUCUCUCUUUACAUUUUUGGUAUUCUUGAGUAUCCUCUUUCAAUAACCCUCCCUCCUGUUAGAGCAAGAUAGAUAAAUGCACAAUACAAGAAAUAACUGUCACUUGUUUACUUUUCCUUUUUUCUUGUCCAUCUUUAGACAGUAUCUUCCAUGACGAUCCCUACUACAAGUCAGAGACCAGUCUGGACCGUUGCCCAGUCGACUUCCCCUUCAGGAACGGCACGGUGCCAAACGGCAGCAUGUACAGCAGCCCCAGCCUGAGCUCCCUCAAUCACUCUCAGACUUUUGUCCCUCCCUCUCCCAUGUCCUCCAAUCUCAGCAUCCCUGGUAGUGAGCUUAUGCGGCCUGACUACAUCCCCAGCCACCGCCACAGCGCCAUUAUCGCUCCGUCCUAUCGUCCGACACCCGAGUACGAUGCCGUCAUGAGGCAAAAGCGGCGUAUGAUGCCUGCUCACCAUGACCUGCACAGCCAAUCACUUCGCAGCCUGAACAUCAGUAAUGCGUGUGCAUACCGCCAGCCUGAGGCUCUGGUGUAUAGCCAGCCAGAGAUGAGGGAGAGGGGCCCUUAUCAUGGCCUGGGGCCCAGCCCGGGGCCGUACACACCACAGGUAGAGGUCAAGCCUCUUUCUUUGAUUAAUUCUUUUUAAAAUUCUCGCUCUUUUCUUAUCUCGCCUGUUGUUUUUUUCCCCCCCAAAUGUUAUCCUUGCAGAUCAGCUACAGCAAGACAGUGUCACAUGGCCCUCAUCAAGGAGGACCCGCCAGCAGCCAGGGCCCCUGUCACUCACCCUGUGUCAAUGGAGGUGGAGGCAGUGGAGUGGUAGGAGGAGUAGGAAGCUCCAUCUCUCACACCGUCAGCACACCUGAGCUGGCUAACACCAAACAGCAGGGGACCAACGCAGGGAGCUACGCAGCCACAGCUAACAUGCUGCGAAACCACAUGUCUCGCCCCCCUCCGCCGUAUCCUUCAAGCUCUUUCCGCCCAGCCACAAGCACCCCGGACCUGGCCAGCCACCGCCAUCGCUGCAUUGGGGGAAGCAGCCCAGAGCUGGUGACUCGCAUGGUGCAGCUGUCUGUAAAGACCUUCCAGCCAGACAGCUCAGCUGUGGUCCACCAGUCCCUGCAGGAGGUGAGUGAACCCCUGACUGCAGCCGCUAAGCACCGCUCCACCCUUGGGAAGAGACACAGCAUGGAGGUGAUCAGCAGUAUGAGAGGAGGAGGAGGAGGUGCGAUGGAGGGCAUAGUGAUGAAGGGGAUGAAUGCACCGCUUCAUCGGAGGAACACUCUCAGAGAACAUGUUAUGCCCCCUCAGCCUCAGUCCAUUCCUCAGCCUCAACCCCAGACUCCUCAGCCCCCACCCCAGCCUCAACCUCCACCUCCCCCUCAGCAGCCACAGGAGCUGCCCAUGCAGAUGCCUCAGCAGAAAGCUACAGAAGCCCCUAUUGCGCCACCUGCAACCGUAGCCUACCAGCAUCAAAAGACUCUCUCCAAUGCCACCAUGCUCAUACACAGCAGCGAAAGUGAGGAAGAGGAGGAAGAGGAAGAAGAAAGGCCUGAGCUGGACGUUCAGAUCCCGAGUCUCAAUGAGGACAUCAGCAUCAGCGCUCAGCUCCAGGCUGCUUUGGCCAAGCUGCCUAACAAACCCCCUCCUGAGUACCCUGGUCCACCUAGAACCCCUAGCAACGCGCAAAUUCGCGCCCACAAUCACAACCACAGCCACCACCACAACCACACUCAAGGACCGCAAAGUAGCAACCCGGGUGAAAUGGACCCUAACCAAGCCCUUGAGCGGGCACUCAAAACUGGACAGAGCCCAGGAGGUGGUGGGCCUGGCAGUGGGGGAGGUGGCGCAGGUGCUGGCGGGACACUGACCCGAGGGGACCAGGGUGGGGUAAAUGGAGCAGUUUUAGGUCCUUCUAUUUCAGAACCAGACCUGACAAGUGUGAAGGAGAGAGUGAGGAAGGAGCCGGUGAAAGAGAGGCCAGUGUCUGAGAUGUUCUCGCUGGAGGACAGCAUCGUGGAGAGAGAGAUCGCUCAGAGGGUAAGAUAACAAUAAUAAUUUUACUUUUAUAGCACUUUUAAAAACAGAGGUUUACAAAGUGCUUUGACACUAGACAGUCUUUCAGAUGUUUUUGAAAGUCUGUAUUUCUACAAUCAUUUAACCUAUAAGUACUACUGACAAACACAGUCUGGGGAGAGAUGUUAGAAAGAGGCAGUGUGAGGGGGGGGGGGCUUGUUCAGCCCUCCUGCUUAGUCUGGAGGAACAAUAAUCUGACUGUUUUUUUGAUAGUCAUCCAACACCAGUAAUCAUUCAUACUUCUCAGCUUUUUUUCUUUAUAACUAAAUGGUAAAUUUAAUCUUAAAAAUCUGUUUAGCUAUCUUAAUAUUUCUUAUCUGAUUUGAGAUGCGUACUUUGGCACUGACAGACUGUAUAUAGAACAGACGCCGUCUGCCUCCUCGCUGGGUGAAGCCACUCCGAGAACAGCACCCUCUGUUGACGGGCUGCAGUAUAGGUCAUAAAUCCCGCCUCCUCCAGCAAUCUCUAUGGAGCUGUGGACAAACUUUAGAAAUUUAUCAUGCAGAAUAUCAAUUUUUCUCCCCCAUGUUUGUGAUGUUGACAUGAAGUUACUGUAAGACUGGUUUGUGCUCAAGUCCUCCUUUUUCUGUGCAGCUCCAUUUUUAACAUUUUUUUUUUUUUUUUAUUGUAUUAAUAUGGCACUCAGGAAACCAUAUACAUUCAUAGUAGGCAUACAACACAUUUAACCCCCCCUCCACCCCCCACCCAUAAACAAACAAAACAAAACAAAACAAAACAAAAAGUCACCCAACUUUACAAAUGAUUCUUGGCUGUACAUAAAUGUAGUUCUCAUAUCACAGUAGCUAGGUAUGCACAAUGAGAUAAAAUGAAACAAGAACAAACAAUAAAAUAAUAGGAUAUUAAAAAUAAAUUAAAAAAUAAAUAAAUAAAAGAAUGCAUCUCUCUACUCAUACAUCUGAUGUUUUGUCCUCCAAGAAAGAUAGGUAUUUCCCCCAUUUUUUAUAAUAAACCUCAAGUCUACCAAAUGACUUCCAUGACAACCUUUCCAAGGCUGCCACUUUAGCCAACUGAGCAGACCACUCCUGUGUUGAGGGCACCCCCUCAGUCUUCCAUUCCCUGAGUAAUAUCUGUCUUCCUGUCAUAAUGCUUGUUUGGAUCCAGCUUUUAAUGUGCUUACUCCCCUCUGUUAGGACAGAGUCAUCUCCCAAAACAAAAAGUCUGGGGCAGAAUUGUAUUGGAAUCUCUGCUAUCUCACUAAUAAAGCUGUGAAUCCAUGACCAGAACUGCUGAACUUUAUCACAGGACCAUAGUGUAUGUAAUAGAUAGCCCUCUGCAGCUUUGCACCGCCAGCAGUUUGAGUUCUCAAUCAGACCUAGUCUGAACAGUCUAGAGGGGGUCCAGUAAAAGCGGUGCAGGAUUUUGAACUGCAUCAAACGCACUCUUGCAUCCCUAGACAUAGUUUUUAUGUUCUUACAGAUCUUUAGCCACUCCUCCUCUUCUAUUCUCAAACCAAGGUCUCUCUCCCAUGUAUUUUUAAGUGCUAGCAAGCCUCCAUCCCCAGUUGUCUGAUUCAGCAUAGAAUAAUACAUAGAGGCCUUGAAUCCUUGCCUAUAGUAUCUCAGUAUGUCCUCAAGUAGUCCAGCUGUCUUUGGAGCAGAAUGAGCAAAAAUGCUCAUUAACAUGUGGCGUAGCUGUAAGUACCUAUAGAAAUGUGACUUGGGGAUCCCAUAUUGAUGACUUAACUCAUCAAAUGAUUUCAAAGUGUUGUUGGAGUAUAAAUCACCCAGAGUAGCAAUACCCUUCUCCCUCCAAUCCUUCCACCACACAGGGGAUUUGUUAAUACAUAAUUUGGGAUUUAACCAGAUACUAGAGUACACAUUUAGAAAAGGAUCUAGAUUAAACAGUCUGGUAAUUUUACUCCAUAUCCCUUUCAUGUUGGAGAAUAUUGGAUGACUUUUGAUUGCCCCUGAGAGCUUAACUGAGAGACACUGGAGUAGUGGCACAGGGGCAAUAGUUUGUUCAAUAGAGAACCAGGGUGGAGCCCUCUCUGGUGGGAGUGACCAGUGGGCUAGAUGUCUCAAACUAAAGGCGUAAUAAUAAAAUAACAUAUUAGGCAAUCCUAAACCCCCUCUAUCAACAGGUCUUUGUAGUUUUUUAAUAUGUAAGCGGGGCUUCUUACCAUUCCAAACAAAUUUUUUCACUAUCCUAUCAAACCAUGUAAAGUAAGUCAUGGGAAUCUCCAGAGGAAUAGAAUGAAUUAAAUAAUUUAGUUUAGGGACACAGUUCAUUUUAACCACAUUAACCUUACCAACCAUUGAUAACUUUAGUGUUGCCCAUCUACUGGUAUCACAAUCAAUUUUAUUUAGUAAUGGAUCGAAAUUUACCUUAACUAGAUCUUUUAGCUGUGGUGGAAAGAGUAUGCCCAAGUAUCUUAUACCCUGACUGGGCCAUUGAAAUGCGCCUGGUUGGAAGGCUGAGGGUGGGCAGUAAGCUGUUAAAGGGAGCGCCUCUGAUUUAGACCAAUUCACCCUAUAUCCUGAAAACUUUGAAAAUGAAUUAAUUAUUCUCAAAAGAGCAGGCACUGACCGACCUGGUUCAGAGACAAAUAAUAAAAUAUCGUCUGCAAAAAGCAGAAGUUUAUGUACUUCACCCCCUGCCCUUACUCCUGGAAAGUCAGUAGCCCUUCUUAUAGCAGCUGCCAAAGGCUCUAAUGCCAAGCAAAAUAACAAGGGUGAUAGGGGUGAGCCUUGUCUGGUUCCUCUCCCUAGGGUGAAAUAGUCUGAUAUGAGUCCAUUGGUUUGAACCGCAGCUUCUGGUUGAUUGUAAAGUAACUGAAUCCAUUUGAUAAACUUACUACCAAACCCAUAUAUAUCCAGUAUUUUUAACAAAUAGCCCCAUUCAACCAUAUCAAAAGCCUUUUCGGCGUCUAAAGAAAUGGCUGCCACAGGGGAUUGCUCAUCUGACACAGCCCACAUUAUAUCAAUAAAGCGCCUUACAUUAUCUGUAGAACUGCGGCCAUUAAUAAACCCAACUUGGUCAGGGUGAAUCAAAGACGUUAUGACUUUGUUCAAACGGUUAGCUAAGAUCUUUGAUAUAAUUUUUACAUCCAACUGGAUCAAAGAGAUUGGUCUGAAAUUUUUACAUUCUGUGGGGUCUCUCCCUUUUUUAGGAACCAAGGUAAUGAGUGCCUGUCUCAUAGUUUGAGGUAAUAUCCCUUUUUCCAGUGAUUCUGCAUAUAGAUCUAGCAGCAGUGGGGCUAACUCCGCUGCAAAGCUCUUAAAAAACUCUGCAGUAUAGCCAUCGGGACCAGGCGAUUUUCCUGCAGGCAGUGCUUUUAUCACUUCUAUAAUCUCUUCUACCGUAAUAUCUUCAUCUAGAAUUUGUUUCUGCCUUUCAGACAAUUUAGGCAGUUCUAAUGGGUCAAGAAAAGCAAGCAUUUCUUCCUCUGUUGAGGUAGAAGUAGAACUGUAAAGGCCCAUAUAAAAUUCCUUAAAACACUUGUUAAUAUCUCCAGUUGAUGUUAAGGUAUCUCCACUUAACGCCCUGAUCGCUGGAAUAGUGGAGACCUGCUCUCUUUCUUUAAUUAACCUGGCAAGCAGCUUCCCUGUUUUGUCCCCUGACUCAAAAAAGGUUUGCCUUGCCUUAAAUAAUAGAAAUUCAAUUUUUUUAGACAAGAUAGUAUUGUACUGGUACUUUAAUUGUGUUAACUAGCAGCUCCAUUUUUAAAAGUUAUUAGGGGUUUCAUGUUUUCUGUGAUUGACACUUGAUACAGCCUAUGGGUGUACGAAGAUUGUGUAGCUCACCAGUGGGAUACGCUGUUUGAGUCGAGCAUCACAGUGACUCUUGGCGACUCUCCCGCCGAAUGCGUACAAUGCUACUGCCCAAGUGGUGGUUCCAGGAAGUGGAGAAAAUCCCGGAAAUACCGAGAGCUUUUUGGCUUCAUAUCCGUAGACUGGCAGAAAGCGGAACCGAGUUGUCCAUAGAAUAUACAGUCUAUGGUUUUGUCACAAUUUUAAAGUGAUAGUUUUAAAUGUGUGAUUCAGUUGUUUGCUAGCUCGAUUCAUAGCUCCUGAUUUGCAAUAAUCUGGGGUUCAGCACCUGAGAGGGUAGCACUAGGCUCUGAAUUCCCCUAGGCAGCUAAAACCCCUUUAAAUCCCUCAGAUUACCCCUUGUGUUGGGCGCUCAUGUGUAUGUUGGCUCGCUGUUAAGGUACAAACAUUUGACACAGUACCACAAGUCCAGGUAUAAGUGAAAUCAUGUAAUCGCCUGAUUUAGUCGCGAUAAACCUGCUGUGAAGAAAUGACCUGAUGUGGCUGAUUAGGAAAAGGACAUUUGAGUUACUUCCACCAAAAACUCCAAAGUUGCUAUCCCUCCUUUAUGCCAGCUGGUUUAUCUCAUACCUAGAGGCUUCCCCCAAGCUGUUGUUUUGACUGUCGGACGGGGUAUUAAGUAGGUUUGGAGCUGUAGGGUGGAGCUGUCCUGGAGGUUUAAUAGCAUCAGAGAUUAGGAGAGGUAAUCUGUGGAGGAAGGAGGGACUGUGCAAUGUGGGUCAGAGUUUGGCUAGGGAAGAAAAAACACAGAACAAGUGUGUGUUUUAUGAAGAGAAGGAGGCCAAAGAGGUAGGUGGGACUAAACAAAGGACCGAAGGAAUGAAAAAUAUUUGAGGAAGGGCGAAAUUAGGAUGAAAGCAGCUCGAUAAGAACAAAGUGAGAAGGCGAAAAAGCUGCAAGCUGAUUUUAAUAGGCUUUGUUUGGACACCUUAGGAUAAACAUGCAUGUACACUGGUGCAGCCAGGUUUGAGGAACACACAUACACACACAUAAACGCACGUCAUUUUCCUCCCACCCACUUCGACACGCAGACACAUGCACACACAAACACAGGCGCGCAUGCUCGCUGUGUUUCGAGGUCGGUCGGUCUUGUACCUGCAGCAAUGACACCAGGAUUUUCCUCUCUCCUGAAGACGCUGGAACGACAGAAGAUGUCAGUGGACUCCAUGAAGAGACCGCUGAUGAUGGCCGCUCUCAACGGUCUCUAUGUGGCCCGGAUGCCUGUGCCUGAGAGUCCGGCGGAAGAUGGUGCCAAAGCUGCAACUGAUGAACGGGUAAGAAGUCUUCUCCUACCUAGAUGUCUCCAUUUGUUGAAUAUAUUUUAAUUGAAUAUUUUUAACUGUUGCAGAAACAACUAUUGCAAGAAACAAGUGUUUUUUUCCCCUUGUUUUUCUGUUAAAUAGCGUGUGCAUUGGUUGAUGCACAGUUUAAUUUCAAACCUUGGUGUGAUGGCCAAACAAUUUUGCCACUCCACUGCAAAAACCCAAAAUAAAUCAACUGUGUUUCUCUUAUUUCUUGUAAGAGGUAUUGAACUUCACAAACUAGUUGUUCUUACUCCAGUUAUAGAGUUUAUGCUCAAUACUGGAACUUCAGAUCUUAAUUCUAACCUAUUAAAUGUUCAAAUAAGACGUUAACUGGACUAGCCAGGUGAAUCCGGUUUAUGUUGAGUUUGAUAGGAUAUUGUUUUCACCAAAAAUAAAAUAAAUACACUUGUUUAGUCUUGACUCUUUGUUGUGUAAAUUAGUUUAUAAAGACCGAACCUUUCAGCAGUGCAUUAGUUUUUAUUUUUUGCAACAGUAGACACAAAACAAGAAGCUGUUUGGUGUUUCUUGUAAACAGUGUAAACAAACCAUGUUAGACUAGAAUCAUUAAAUCACAACAAAACUGCUUUAACUGGUUAAGUUGUUUAGUCAGUAAGAAAUGUGAAAAAUAAAAAACAACUUAAGAGUUUAACUUGAGUCUCUCUGAUCAUUUGAGGAUCAGUGGGAUGCCUUCAAUCGUACAGGUUUCUCACCUGUUGAUUAAGGAUGCGUAGUUGACGGUUUGUCAGAGUAAACUAAUAAACAGUCUGUAAUAAUCACACCAUUUAUUGCAUCUCAAUUCCCAAAUACUGUCUGUCUGCUCUCCUCUUUCAAUGUGGAAGUGUGAAACCGGGCCUUUGUUCUGACCGUUGCUAAGCUAACGGGGGUAAGCACUAAGUGGGCUGUGGAACGCGUGGCAUGGUGGUGCUUAUCGCCUCUAGGCCCAUUGGUAUGUUAAGAAUUUGACCCGAGAGAGAGCGAGUGAGCCUCAGAGAGAGGGAGAGUGAGAGAGGGAUGCUGGCCUCUCAACCAUGACAUGCCUUGUAAACAUAGCUGAAUACCACUGCCGCUUACUGUGCUCCUUUACAGCCAUGAUGAUGCAUUCAAAUACUUUGUGUGCAUUCAGAGUGAGUGAUAAUGAGAGUCCAGGAAUAUGGACCUUUACUGUGGUGAGGUUUUUGGAUCUUCCUGCUCUGAAUUGUCUCUGAGGAAAUGUGGAAUGUAAAUGAAAGAGAAACCUCUGAGUGAUGACUAACACCCUCUCCUCUCCUCUCCUCUCCUCUCCUCUCUUUCUCUCUCUCUCUGUCCCCACAGUGUAAGACCUUGGAGUUAAAGCUGGAAGAAGAGCGGGUCUUCACUGAGUAUGAGCAGGUUCCCAAGAAGAGGGCAGAUUGUGUUCUCACCACAGCAACCCUGCCUGAAAACACAGAGCGAAACCGUUUCCGUGACGUGGUUCCAUAUGAAGAGAACCGGGUCGAGCUCGUUCCAAACAAGGAGAACAACACAGGCUACAUCAAUGCCUCGCAUAUAAAGGUGCGCUCAAGAUCUCAAGGGUUAAAUGUCCCUGACAGACAUUUGACAGACUCGAGGUCCAGAUGUAAAGACACACACAAUAUAUAGACAAACAUAAAAUUACACACAGACAUGUGCGCAGUGGUUUGAAUACAUACAAAUGUUGACGCUAAUAUUUCCAAAGGCUGGAAGAUCUUGCCUCACUUAGGGUCAAGUCAGUCAAAGACCUCAUGAUACAAUUGUUGGACUCAGUCAGCCUGCGCAUGAAUUUACACAUAAAAUUCCCAAGUAAUGCUUUAAAAGUGAGAAACAUUCUGAUCGCAUUUUCCCAUCUUUGGUACUUGAGGUGGAUUCUAAUGCUUUGGAAUUUGAAAUGAUGUCACACUUGAGUUACCGGCGUUUCAGUUACCAAGUUGCAAAAAAGCAAAAUUGGAGGCGGAAACAAGAUGUUGCAGAGGGACCGCAUAAGUGUCCAGACGUUGCUUACUUUUGGACAAGGCAAGCGCUAAAAUAAUUUUCGUAGAUGUAGCCAUCUUGUUUCUGCUUUUUUCCGACUUGUGUGACAUGAUUCCCAGCUCGGACACUUGACUUCCGAAGCAACUUGAGCGCAGCAUAAGAGCAUUAUUAUAUGCCACCUUUACAUUGUUUAUCUUUCCUUUACUAUGACUACACCACAGACAUGUUGUGUAAAGUGGAGCGCAGAAUGUUAAUGAUGUCACUAAGUUUGGUGAAUAAGCAAAAUCUGUAACAAAAAGUCCGAGCAAGACUGUCUUUAAAAAAAAAAGCAGCAUAUUCUUAAGUAACCAUUAUGUUACUGGCAAGAUUAGAAAAGCAUAUUUGCACUUUUCUAGAUCAGGUCUUUGGGAAAAAGCCAGAGAUUUUCUGAUCAUGUAGAAUUUGAAUUGAAAUUUCUUAUUAACGUGCAUAGGAAGUGCCCAACCUGAGUGGGCUUACAAGACGCCAAAAAAAAAGGAACAUUUAUUAGCAGAUGAAAACCAGAUAACAGACAUUAAACCAAUGAAGCAUAUAAACAAUCCUGACGCUUUUUCCAGGCUUCAGAAACAAAAUGAGCUAGCUUAAAGACAUUGAAGUUAAACAGCCAGUUCAUUCUGUCAUCAAAAUUCUGGGAUGGAAUUUAAAAUACUUUAAUCCAUGUUUACCAACAUUUUGGUUCAAAAAUCUUUGUAUUUUCAUUUAGAGGGAAAGAAUAACAGAGACAUGUAUUUUCAAGUCUAUAUCCAUAUCUGUUAACUACAGUCAAAGCCUGAAAGUUCUUUGCAACACCCACAUCACACUGCAUGAAUAAAAACAAAAAGCUUAAACUUGAAAUGCUCAGCCCUCCGCUGGUCUUUGUUGUGGUCAUUCCUAAGCAGGGAACAGCUCAGAGGGAUGGAGAAAAAGGCAGCCGCUGAAGGCCGUUAGGUCCUUUAAGCUCGCAGAGGAAUUCCCAAAGAAUGUGGUCCAAACUCCAAACCCUCUUAAGUCAACCUGAGCUGCUCUCACCAGCCUUCUGUUCAUGCUUACAAACAGCGACUAUGCAUGACUUUGCAUUUCAUGUCUUUGCCUAAUUGCAGUCCGGUGCGUGAGAAUGGUCACCGGAGCGGCACUGAACCGCUGCCUAUCAGCGUGUAACCCUCUUAUUUCCCCUUCCCUUCAUUUAAGGUAGCUGCAGCGAAACUAAAGCCCUUGUUUAUUCCCCCAUCCAUUUCUUAAUACAGUGUUUACAAUCACGAGGUGGGCGAAGAAUUAUCCAGGACAUUAUGUAAUGACACUCUGAAGUCUGCAGGGUGCUAAAGAUGGAAAGUGUCAAGUCCUCUGUGGUGGUUAAUAAUUAUUAGUGAGGGACCGCAACAGCAGAGUUGAUACAAGACUGUGGAGAAAAGUGAUGAUUAUACUGCCCUCAUGUGGUGGAAAAUGUAAUGGCACUGUGGAAUGUUUAAUUAGCUCUGCUCUUGCUAAAAUACUGUUUUCUUGAAUUUAGAUUGAUACAUUUUUGUGUCUUUUCAUGUUUAUGCUCAUAGUUUAAUCACAGAAUUUUCCACGUGUUAAUUUAUUUCUGUAUGUGUGUGUGUUUUCCUAGGUGAUGAUCAGAGGAGAGGAGUGGCACUACAUUGCCACCCAAGGCCCACUAGCCAACACCUGUGCUGACUUCUGGCAGAUGGUCUGGGAGCAGGGGGUCAACGUAAUUGCCAUGGUUACAGCUGAGGAGGUACUCACACACAUGGCACAUGCAGAUGCGGCUAUUUUUCAGCGGCAGACAGCUGGUGUCUGUUUGUCUGUGGAAAAAAAGGGAACAUAUUAAGAGUGUGUUUGUAAUUGUGUCUUUGUGGUUGAGUGUAAACAAAUCUACCUUCGUCUUGCCCCUUUCCUCCACACAGGAGGGUGGCAGGUCCAAGAGUCACCGCUACUGGCCCAAACUGGGCUCCAAACACAACUCAGCCACUCAUGGAAAAUUCAAGGUGACUACCAAAUUCCGCACAGACUCAGGCUGCUACGCCACCACGGGGUUAAAGGUCAAACACUUGCUGUCGGGCCAGGAGAGGACGGUCUGGCAUUUGCAGUACACUGACUGGCCUGAGCAGGGCUGUCCUGAAUAUGUCCAGGGAUUCCUAUGUGAGUUGGAUUAUCUCAUUGUUAUUAUUUUGUGGGAAUUUUGUGACUUAAGUUUGUUUUAAGAAUGAAGUUAAUAUUUUAAUAUUUACAAAGGAUUGGAAAAAUCAAGGGAAAUUAUUACUGCCAUUAUGAUACCAAGUGUAAAGUGAGAGAAUGGUUUUAUUUUCUAAGGACAACUGAAAGUGAGUCAGUAUGUUUACAUGACACAACCAAAUUUUUGCCUUACCCCAAGUAAGACUGGACAACUGAAGUGCAUGUAAACACUUUAGUCCGACUAUAACCAGAUUUUGAGAGCACCGAUUAUAGGCGGAGAACUUCCAUUAAGACACCCAGAUAAUGCGAUCGGAAUUCGAUUUUCUCUACCAUGUAACCAGUGUAGCCGGAGUAUGAUAGGACAAUGCAUGUGCGCAUGCGCCAUGGCCUUGUAACCCAAAAACACCAGAGAAGAGGAGUAGCGUGCAUCUCAUCUGCAGAAAAAGUAGCGCGUACAUCCUGUAUGACAAAAACAAUGCUGUACAAUGCUCCAUCUUCAUGCUUGAAAAUGCCCAGCAGCAGUUGUAGCCACUUCCGACGUCUGGCACGAACCUGCUGUUGUUAUGUCAAUCAAAACAGCCCCUCGAAAAAGACCUAUAUCGCCACCUCGUUUUGGGGAGGAGGACACGUUCACAUCAAUAAUUAGAUUUUCUCAGCUGCAUGUAUACGCGGACAAGUAGAGAAGUUGGAUUCUUCGAAAAACAAACAGUUGUAAGCUUAGUCCAAUUAGGUUGUGCAUGUAAACGCACUGAGUGUUGCAUUUGGAAUCGUUCAGUAAUUUGUGUUCACACUAUUAGCAAAGAAAAUGAUUAUUGCUCUCAUAUCUGGACUUCUAAUAUGAGGCUAGCAGAUUAAUUUAGUCUAGCAUAAAGACUAGGAGCUAACUAAUAACUAUAAAUUCAAACCCAAAAAUAUGGAGAAACAAAAUUGAUACUCAUGUCAAGCUUUCUCUGUUUUCUCUCCAGCCUACCUAGAGGAGAUCCAGUCUGUGAGGAGACACACCAACUCCAUGCUGGACACCUCAAAGAGCCUCAAUCCCCCUGUGGUGGUGCACUGUAGUGCAGGGGUGGGUCGCACCGGAGUGGUCAUCCUCACAGAGCUCAUGAUCAGCUGCCUGGAGCACAAUGAGGUCAGUGACGAGAGUUUACAGAGCCACAGUAAGGGAUGCAGUUUCAUGUGGUGUGAUAUCAGACUGUGGCCUAAACAUCCCAAGCUGGAUGUGUUUUUUUUCAGUGACCAUAUUUUUCUGUCUUUCUUCCUUCCUCCUAUAGCCAGUGGAGGUUCCCACCAUGUUGUCAGAGCUGAGGCAGCAGAGGAUGCUUAUGGUGCAGACCAUCAACCAGUACAAGUUUGUCUAUCAGGUCCUCAUCCAGUUCCUCAAGAACUCCCGCCUCAUUUAAGCUCGGAGUCUUAAACUUUGAUGAUGCCACAGAUAACAAAUACGGUACUUAAGGUUGCCGCAGAGUUUUCUGGAUUCAAACUAAGAGGUUCAGGUUCAGACUUGUGGCAGUUUGUGUUAAAUAAAAGUUCACAUGGAUUUUCAUGCCAAUGUCCCUGGAGAAGGGCUGAUUUGUUUGGGCCUGUAUAAAAAAAGUGACAACCAUUUUUUUCUCUAAUUUUUUUCAGAUGUUUUUCCUCUCUUGGGUUUUAUUUUUAUCCUUUUAAUCUGUCUUUAUGAGCUAUCUCAAGAAAUAUCUGAAGAAAUUAAAUGUCAGUAUCAGUUUGAGACGUCUCAUAUAAUCUUUUAGCCAUCUCUCUAAAUGGCAAUGUGCUGCUUUGAACAGUAGGUGGCAGCAGUGUUAUGAGCAUUUUCUACUUUGAGUUUGCCAAACAAGUGUUCUUUGAUUCAACGUUUAGAGUAUUGAUAUUUGCAACAAGUAUAUACUUCACCAGUGUAACAAAUGUUUUUAUUUAUUCCUCCCAAGAUCAAGCUCACAUUGGUUAUUGAACAGACAAGCAUAUUGAUCUUGGCCUGUCAUUUUUAUGCUUUUUGUCUCUUAAUCUUAUCUAAAUGUUUACUGUAUUUUUUCAAAAGCCUUUCUCUUCAAUUUCAUUUCAAACAUUGAAUUUAUCAGUGUUGCUUUUUAACAUUUUCUUAUGCAAAGGAGAAUUGUCCUGAAGCAGCAGAAACUGUAUCAUAGUGCCUUAUUGAAACAUUAAACAGGAAGAAAACUAAAAUCUUUUUUUUUAAUUUUACCUCCAAAGAUUAAAUCUUUAAUCAAUAUUUUAGUUUGUACUUUUAUAUGAUCACUCCAUCAAAAGUAACAUGUCAGAUCUUUACUGUCAGGUAAGGGUUUUUUUUGUAACGUAAAGCUGUUGUCUUGCUUUUAUUUUGAAGGAUAAUAAAAAAGAGACACAACUGACUUUGCCAUUUGAAAUGAUCUGAUCUAAACCCGACUAAUUUUAAAGUUUUCCUCCCUUGAUCAUUUUCUGUUUGUAAAGUUACAUUCUGAAGAUUUUCUUUUGAGUUUUAUUUUACAUAAACUUUGUAUUUUUCUGAAUUGUAAUGCAAAGUCAGUCAUGUCCAACGUAACUCUGUAUAUACUGGACAUGUAAGAAAAGAAUUCUACAAGUAUUUUAUAUAGUUUCUCUUUUUGACUUGGUACUCUAAAAAUACCGCAACAUAAUUAACUAUGCAUGCAUUUUUUUAUUUCAAUGUAUAUAUUCUCAAGUAAGUAUAAGCUUUAUGCUCUCUUGACAUUUAAGUGUUUUGUUGCACUUCUUUUCUCUUUGUGACAGUAUUUCUUCACAUGGCAUUCCACUGUUUGUUUAUAUUUAAUUUUUUCCCUUUUUUUUGGCAAAACUCCCAAAUACCUUUCAAAAUAUGUGUACAUAUGUUUUGUAUAUUCGUUUGUAGUUCAUCAAGUCUUUUAUUUUCUCUCCCCAGACAUGUAUGAAGCUGUCGUACUUGCUUAUUAUGCAAUAAAGCCUUAUUUUCUUUAAAUCUGUGGCUGCAUUUCAUUUAGAUUUUAGAUUUAAAAUCACAAUCUCGGAGUGUGAAUAAGGUUUGCUUGACACGCAACUACAGAGUUGUUAUUUAGAGGGCUCACAAAAGGUUUCCAAUGCUUUACCCCAGCUGUUCAUGGUAUGGUGACUCUGGGAUAUUUUGCAGCUUUAACAGGCCUCUUGUGGUGAGGCAGCUGUCCUCACAGGGACAUUGUCAAC